AUGACGUCGGUGGGCGGAAACCGAGCCCGAGGUAGCUGGGAGCAGCAGACGCAGACAGGCCAGACACAGAGCCAGACACAGCACAAGCAGAGGCCUCAGGUUGGUACCCUGCUGCUCACACAGGAUGUCAUGCACUUAGUCACCACACACACUGACUCAACAGCUGAUGCAUUGGUUUUCAUGGUGAAACAACUUGGAAGUGGUUCUGGAAGGUUUUACAUUUGCGUGUGUCCCACAUGGCACCCUAUUUCCUGUAGUGCACUACUUUUGACCAGAGCCCUGUGGUCAAAAGUAGGGCCGGGACGAAACCAGUAUUGCGAUACACAUUAGUAUCAUGCAAGGAAACCCAACACGAAGCAGAUUUAACUUCUUUAGGAAAACAGCCCUAAAGUUGGAAACAAACAUCUUGUCAUCCAAUCAAUAGCACACAAUAUUUUACAUACAGCAUGUUUUUAAAGGACCAAAGAGACUGGUCUGCUUCGUGUUUUCAUUUUUGCCAUGGAAAAAACAUUGCAAUACAGCCCUAGUCAAAAGUAGUGCACCAUUUUAGGGAAUAGGGUGCCAUUUCGGGUGCACCCACUGACCCAACAGCAGAUGCUUUAAUUUUCAUGGUGCAACGCCUUAGUUGGAAGUAGUUCUCAGUGUUUUCCACAGGUACCUGGAGUAGCCAGCCAAAUAGAAAAAGUAGCCAGCCAGGCCUCCCCUCGGUUAAACAUUUAUUUUGCCGCCCGACCUAUAUUUUGGUGGCCUCUGGUACAUUCUAUGCCUUGGUUCCAUCUGAAAUACACAGCAAAAUUAUUGAAUACUUUUUUAAAUCUGGGAGGUAAAUUUGAUAAAUGUGUUGUGAUAUUGUGUGUAGAAGGACAUGACUUUACACUUUUUUAUUACUGAAAAUGUAUGAAUUCAUUGUUUUGUUAGUAGUUUUGGAUAUCGCCUAGGCCUAUAUGAUCAGUAUACUGAACAAAAACGAAAAACACAACAUGUAAAGUGUUUCAUGAGCUAAAAUAAAAUAUCCCAGAAAUGUUCCAUACUCACAAAAAGCUUAUUUCUCUAAUUUGUUUACAUACCUGUUAGUGAGCAUUUUUCCUUUGUCAAAAUAAUCCAUCCACAUGACAGCUUCAUAUCAAGAAGCUGAAUAAACCGCAUGAUCAUUACACAGGUGCUGGGGACAAUAAAAGGCCACUCUACAAUGUGCAGUUUUGUCACACAACACAAUGCCACAGCUGUCUCAAGUUUUGAGGGAGUGUGCAAUUGGCAUGCUGACCGCAGGAAUGUCCACCAGAGUUGUUGCCAGAGAAUGUAAUGUUAAUUUCUCUACCAUAAGCCGCCUAGAACGUCGUUUAAGAGAAUUUGGCAGUACAUCCAACCGGCCUCACAACCGCAGACCACAUAUAUACCCACGCCAGCCCAGGACCUUUACAUCUGGCUUCUUCACCUGCGGGAUCGUCUGAGACCAGCCAGCUGGACAGAUGAUGAAACUGUAGGUUUGCACAAGAUGAUAAUUUCUGCACAAACUGUCAGAAACCGUCUCGGGGAAGCUUAUCUGCGUGCUCAUCGUUCUCAUCAGGGUCUUGACCUGACUGCAGUUCGGCGUCGUAACCUUUUUCAGUGGGCAAAUACCUUCGAUGGCCACUGGCACACUGGAGAAGUGUGCUCUUCAUGGAUUUAAUCCCGGUUUCAACUGUACUGGGCAGAUGGCACACAGCGUGUAUGGCGUUGUGUGGGCAAGCGGUUUCCUGAUGUCAACGUUGUGAACAGAGUGCCCCAUGGUGGUGGCGGGGUUAUGGUAUGGGCAGGCGAACAACGAACACAAUGGCUACGGACAACGAACACAAUUGCAUUUCAUCUAUUUCAAUUUGAAUGCAUAGAGAUACCGUGACGAGAUCCUGAGGCCCAUUGUUGUGUCAUUCAUCCGCCGCCAUCACCUCAUGUUUCAGCAUGAUAAUGCACGGCCCAUUUUGCAAGGAUCUGUACAAAAUUCCUGGAAGCUGAAAAUGUCAAAGUUCUUACAUGGACUGCAUACUCACCAGACGCGUCACCCAUUGAGCAUGUUUGGGAGGCUCUGGAUUGACGUGUACGACAGUGUGUUCCAGUUCCAGCCUAUAUCCAGCAACUUCGCACAACCAUUGAAGAGGAGUGGGGCAAUAUUCCACAGGCCACAAUCAACAGCCAGAUCAACUUUAUGCAAAGGAGAUGUUGCGCUGCAUGAUGGUCACACCAGAUACUGACCGGUUUUCUGAUCCAUGCCCCUACCUUUUAUUUUUUAGGUAUCUGUGACCAACAUAUGCAUAUCUUCAUUCCCAGUCAUGUGAAAUCAAUAGAUUAAGGCCUAAUUGAUUUAUUUCAAUUGACUGAUUUCCUUAUAUGAACUGUAACACAGUAAAACCUUUGAAAUUGUAGCAUGUUGCGUUUUAUUUUUGUUCAGUGUAAAAUAACAUUUUAUUGACCCAUAUUUUACCAGGUAAGAUGACUGAGAACAUGUUCUCUUUUACAACAAUGACCUGGGGAAUAGUUAAAGUGGGAGGAGAGGGGAUGAAUGAGCCAAUUGGAAGCUGGGAUAUAUGCUCCUAAAAACCAAUGACGAGAUGGGAGAGGCGGAACUUGCAGCGCAACAAGUGUCAAAAAUAGAACAGAGUUCUAUUUUAGAUCCUGGCUACGCAGACGCUCAAGAGCAGUUUGGAUGAAAUUAUUGAAUAACAUGUAUGUGUACAUUUUAUUUUGCAACGCACGCGAACGUAACGCGAGCGGUGGGGUCAGCAUCUCAGUGGAUUUUUGACUCAUUGUUACCACUAAGGCUACAUUACAUGGGACAUGCAAAUUCGGGGCUAUCCGCUGACCUUUUUUUAUUUUUUUUACAACGAGCACAUUUAGGAGCAGACUUUUUAAAAAAAAUAUAUAUAUUAAGAAAUUACAAAGUUAAAUUUGUUUUGGGGGUGUUCAAUAAAGUGCAAUGUACCCUCAUAUUUGACUGCCUUGAGUGAGACACAUGUUAAAUCAAAUUGUAUUGGUCACAUACACAUAUUUAGCAGAUGUUAUUGCGGGUGUAGGGAAAUGCUUGUGUCCCUAGCUCCAACAGUGCAGUAAUAUCUAACAAUUCCCAACAAUGCACACCUCAAAGUAAAAGACUGGAAUUAAGAAAUAUAUAAAUAUUAGGACGAGCAAUGUCGGAGUGGCUUUGACUAGAAUACUGUGUGUGUGAGAUAUAUAUAUAUAUAUAUACACAGCUCUGGAAAAAAUUAAGAGACCACUGCACAAUUAUCAGUUUCUCUGAUUUUACUAUUUAUAGGUACAGUGGGGAAAAAAAGUAUUUAGUUAGCCACCAAUUGUGCAAGUUCUCCCACUUAAAAAGAUGAGAGGCCUGUAAUUUUCAUCAUAGGUACACGUCAACUUUGACAGACAAAAUGAAAGAAAUACUUUGUUAUAUACCCUUUGUUGGCAAUGACACAAGUCAUCACACACUGUUGCUGGUAUUUUGGCCCAUUCCUCCAUGCAGAUCUCCUCUAGAGCAGUGAUGUUUUGGGGCUGUCGCUGGGCAACACGGACUUUCAACUCCCUCCAAAGAUUUUCUAUGGGGUUGAGAUCUGGAGACUGGCUAGGCCACUCCAGGAUCUUGAAAUGCUUCUUACGAAGCCACUCCUUCGUUGCCCGGGAGGUGUGUUUGGGAUCAUUGUCAUGCUGAAAGACCCAGCCACGUUUCAUCUUCAAUGCCCUUGCUGAUGGAAGGAGGUUUUCACUCAAAAUCUCACGAUACAUGGCCCCAUUCAUUCUUUCCUUUACACGGAUCAGUCGUCCUGGUCCCUUUGCAGAAAAACAGCCCCAAAGCAUGAUGUUUCCACCCCCAUGCUUCACAGUAGGUAUGGUGUUCUUUGGAUGCAACUCAGCAUUCUUUGUCCUCCAAACACAACAAGUUGAGUUUUUACCAAAAAGUUAUGUUGGUUUCAUCUGACCAUAUGACAUUCUCCCAAUCCUCUUCUGGAUCAUCCAAAUGCACUCUAGCAAACUUCAGACGGGCCUGGACAUGUAUUGGCUUAAGCAGGGGGAGACGUCUGGCACUGCAGGAUUUGAGUCCCUGGCGGCGUAGUGUGUUACUGAUGGUAGGCUUUGUUACUUUGGUCCCAGCUCUCUGCAGGUCAUUCACUAGGUCCCCCCGUGUGGUUCUGGGAUUUUUGCUCACCGUUCUUGUGACCAUUUUGACCCCACGGGGUGAGAUCUUGCGUGGAGCCCCAGAUCGAGGGAGAUUAUCAGUGGUCUUGUAUGUCUUCCAUUUCCUAAUAAUUGCUCCCACAGUUGAUUUCUUCAAACCAAGCUGCUUACCUAUUGCAGAUUCAGUCUUCCAAGCCUGGUGCAGGUCUACAAUUUUGUUUCUGGUGUCCUUUGACAGCUCUUUGGUCUUGGCCAUAGUGGAGUUUGGAGUGUGACUGUUUGAGGUUGUGGACAGGUGUCUUUUAUACUGAUAACAAGUUCAAACAGGUGCCAUUAAUACAGGUAACGAGUGGAGGACAGAGGAACCUCUUAAAGAAGAAGUUACAGGUCUGUGAGAGCCAGAAAUCUUGCUUGUUUGUAGAUGACCAAAUACUUAUUUUCCACCAUAAUUUGCAAAUAAAUUCAUAAAAAAUCCUACAAUGUGAUUUUCAGAUUUUUUUCCCUCAUUUUGUCUGUCAUAGUUGACGUAUACCUAUGAUGAAAAUUACAGGCCUCUCAUCUUUUUAAGUGGGAGAACUUGCACAAUUGGUGGCUGACUAAAUACUUUUUUUCCCCACUGUAUGUGUUUGGGUAAAAUUGUACUUUUUUUUUUUAUUCUAGAAACUACUGACAACAAUUCUCCCAAAUUCCAAAUAAAAAAUAUUGUCGUUUAAAUAAGUUACAAAUAACGCUAAGAAACACACAUGAUAGCACAAUUGGUUAGGAGCCCGUAAAACGGCAGCCAUCUCCUACGGCGCCAUUAUAGAUCUCUCUGGAAGGAGAUUCUCACCCUGAGCUCAUCUACUUUAUUGUCCAGGGGCUGAACAUUUAGUGAGUAAUAUACACUGCUCAAAAAAAUAAAGGGAACACUAAAAUAACACAUCCUAGAUCUGAAUGGAUGAAAUAAUCUUAUUAAAUACUUUCUUCUUUACAUAGUUGAAUGUGCUGACAACAAAAUCACACAAAUGAAUCAAUGGAAAUAAAAUGUAUCAACCCAUGGAGGUCUGGAUUUGGAGUCACCCUCAAAAUUAAAGUGGAAAACCACACUACAGGCUGAUCCAACUUUGAUGUAAUGUCCUUAAAACAAGUCAAAAUGAGGCUCAGUAGUGUGUGUGGCCUCCACGUGCCUGUAUGACCUCACUACAACGCCUGGGCAAGCUCCUGAUGAGGUGACGGAUGGUCUCCUGAGGGAUCUCCUCCCAGACCUGGACUAAAGCGUCCGCCGACUCCUGGACAGUCUGUGGUGCAACUUGGCGUUGGUGGAUGGAGCGAGACAUGAUGUCCCAGAUGUGCUCAAUUGGAUUCAGGUCUGGGGAACGGGCGGGCCAGUCCAUAGCAUCAAUGCCUUCCUCUUGCAGGAACUGCUGACACACUCCAGCCACAUGAGGUCUAGCAUUGUCUUGCAUUAGGAGGAACCCAGGGCCAACCGCACCAGCAUAUGGUCUCACAAGGGGUCUGAGGAUCUCAUCUCGGUACCUAAUGGCAGUCAGGCUACCUCUGGCGAGCACAUGGAGGGCUGUGCUGCCCCCCAAAGAAAUGCCACCCCACACCAUUACUGACCCACCGCCAAACCGGUCAUGCUGGAGGAUGUUGCAGGCAGCAGAACGUUCUCCACGGCGUCUCCAGACUGUCACGUCUGUCACGUGCUCAGUGUGAACCUGCUUUCAUCUGUGAAGAGCACAGGGCGCCAGUGGCGAAUUUGCCAAUCUUGGUGUUCUCUGGCAAAUGCCAAACGUCCUGCACGGUGUUGGGCUGUAAGCACAACCCCCACCUGUGGACGUCGGGCCCUCAUACCACCCUCAUGGAGUCUGUUUCUGACCGUUUGAGCAGACACAUGCACAUUUGUGGCCUGCUGGAGGUCAUUUUGCAGGGCUCUGGCAGUGCUCCUCCUGCUCCUCCUUGCACAAAGGCGGAGGUAGCGGUCCUGCUGCUGGGUUGUUGCCCUCCUACGGCCUCCUCCACGUCUCCUGAUGUACUGGCCUGUCUCCUGGUAGCGCCUCCAUGCUCUGGACACUACGCUGACAGACACAGCAAACCUUCUUGCCACAGCUCGCAUUGAUGUGCCAUCCUGGAUGAGCUGCACUACCUGAGCCACUUGUGUGGGUUGUAGACUCCGUCUCAUGCUACCACUAGAGUGAAAGCACCGCCAGCAUUCAAAAGUGACCAAAACAUCAGCCAGGAAGCAUAGGAACUGAGAAGUGGUCUGUGGUCACCACCUGCAAAACCAGUCCUUUAUUGGGGGUGUCUUGCUAAUUGCCUAUAUUUUCCACCUGUUGUCUAUUCCAUUUGCACAACAGCAUGUGAAAUGUAUUGUCAAUCAGUGUUGCUUCCUAAGUGGACAGUUUGAUUUCACACAAGUGUGAUUGACUUGGAGUUACAUUGUGUUUAAGUGUUCCCUUCAUUUUUUUUGAGCAGUGUACUUUGAAGCGGUGGAUGGUGUGCACUCCUCCAGAUUCGGACUAGAAGUCCACUCCGAAUACCUCUGGGAUAAGUUAAAUUACCUUGGGGUGUAUGAACAAAGGAUCCAAUUCUGGAAAGUAGUAUCUCUGGUCUGAAUGCUGGCGAUUUACCGGCUCUCUGAUAUCCAGUAGUUAUUUCAUGCUGUAUGUAAUGACACAAACGUUCUGGGUUAAUAAUGUAAGAAAUAACACAAAAAAUACUGCGAAGUUGCUUAGGAGCUAGAACCAGAGCUGACAUGUCAUGUCUUUUGGCACCGUCUUAGACAUGUCUGACAGAGAUGAGUCUCUUACAUCCCUUUUGCUAGUAGCGGUUGAGCAAGCUCAAACUAACAAGGACAGUCACACUUUAGUAGACUUUUGGGUAAAUUCGACCAACUUCUAUGCCUGUGCACUUCUAAAAAUGAAUCUUUCAGCACUUCACUGUUGCUGCAUGCGAGUUGGUGUGUGUGUGUAUAUAUAGGACUCUAGUUCUUUGCACAGAAAUAAAUGGUUCUUUGUGUGAUUAGCUACCAGCUAUGAAAAAAAACGGCACAAAUAUUCUAAAUAGCUACGGCAGAAAUUUGUUUUGGCUAGAAAUCAUAACACUCAUACUUGCUCAUACUUUUUCAGUUCGCACACAUUUUAAGGCAUUCGGAAAGUAUUCAGACCCCUUGACCUUUUCCACAUUUUGUUACGUUACAGCCUUAUUUAAAAAUGGACUAAAUAGUUGUUUUUUCAAAUCAAUCUACACACAAUAGCCCAUUAUGACAAGGCAAAAACUGGGUUUUAAAAAUGUUUGCAAAUAUAUUAAAAAUAAAAAACUGACAUUUACAUAAUUAUUCAGACCCUUUACUCAGUACUUUGUUGAAGCACCUUUGGCAGCGAUUACAGCCUGUAGUCUUCUUGGGUAUGACGCUACAAGAGUGAGAGUCCUUUAGGUGCCUUUUGGCAAACUCCAAGCGGGCUGUCAUGCCUUUUACUGAGGAGUGGCUUCCGUCUGGCUACUACCUUGAUUGGUGGAGUGCUGCAGAGAUGGUUGUCCUUCUGGAAUGUUCUCCCAUCUCCACAGAGGAACUCUGUCAGAGUAUCCAUCGGGUUCUUGGUCACCUUCCUGACCAAGGCCCUUCUCCCCGGAUUGGCCAGGUGGCAAGCUCUAGGAAGAGUCUUGGUGGUUUCAAACUGCUUCCAUUUAAGAAUGAUGGAGGCCACGUUGUUCUUGGGGACCUUCAAUGCUGCAGAAUUUUUUUUGGUACCCUUCCCCAGAUCUGUGCCUCGACACAAUCAUGUCUUGGAGUUCUACAGACAAUUCCUUCAACCUCAUGGCAUGGUUUUUGCUCUGACAUGCUCUGUCAACUGUGGGACCUUAUAGACAGGUGUGUGCCUUUCCAAAUCAUGUCCAAUCAAUUGAAUAUACCACAGGUGGACUCCAAGUUGUAGAAACAUCUCAAGAAUUAUCAAUGGAAACAGGAUGCACAUGAGCUCAAUUUCGAGUCUCAUAGCAAAGGGUCUGAGUACUUAUGCAAGUAUUUCUGUUUUUUAUUUAGAAUACAUUUGUAAACCAGCAGUGUUUUGCUGUCAUCACUAGGUUUGUGACUGACAGGGCGGCAGAGUUCUGUACGAUUUUAUGUUGUCAGGAUCACCCACUUGUGGAAUUGUAUGACUUGGGGCUCUAUCCAAUCUGUGUCGCUGAACGUUAGAUUGUGCGUUAGAAAUGUAAAGGUCAUUUCUGAUUAAGCAGUCAUGCAGCGUUUACCGUGAAUGCGGUCUCCGCUAACGCAGGAAUAUUGCCUUUAAAUUUCACUCACACGGUAACUCUAAACUACCGCGAUACGGAUUGAAUAGAACCGUUAUUGUUUGUUUGAUAGUGAAAAGCUAAAGGUGGUACCGAAUCAAUACUUAAUGGGUGGAUAAGACUGUCAUUGAGAUUUACAGAAGAGCCACUUUUAAACGACUUUGGUGACUCAGAAGUUGAUGUUCCACCCUUUUUCCACACAGGCCACUGCUGAGCAGAUCCGACUCGCGCAGAUGAUUUCGGACCACAAUGAUGCUGACUUUGAGGAGAAAGUCAAGCAGGUGAGAACAUGGCUCGCCCUUCAUCACAUGUAGCAUCCCACUGCACUUUUAGACCUCUUUUGCUGCCUGAAGGGAGGUCCGUUACAUUGGUGUACAUUUCAAAGAGAUCUAGUAUUGUCUGAGGGUUUCCAUUUGAGGAAAAUGUGGCGCCAGACAACGUGUCCGGGAAGAUUUUAAUUUACCAACCAUUUGAGAAAUGUACUUGACCCAUAUGCAUUUGGUGCAUACCCAUUAAGGCGUCCGCCCACUGUGCUCAGAAUGAUAAAUCACAUUUAGAUUAUGGUAAUGCAUCUUAACAGAACAUGCAACUCAUGUAAUGAAGCAGCCAAUAAAACGUAACUUUCAAACAUUUGCCAAAGUCCAAUUUGCGGUAGAGAAGAGCGCACCUGGGAAAACACCAUUCUAAACAGCGCACCUGAUAGCGGUUCCAUAUGUGACAGAUGAAAAUCUCUGUUAGAAACUUAGAGGGGGAAUCUAAAGAUGCAACAGCUAGGAUGGGUUGCUAAUAUGACUAGGCUUGUGCCUUUGGCUUCUAGACAAUGAAAAAGUUGAUAAGAACCAGUAGAACAUGAGAGAUGGCAUAGUUAUGGGUCCAAUAGGGAACUAAAUAGAAAUACAUUUGCCAAUGUUAUAUAAUUACUCCUGUCUAUACAGAAAUAAGUCAUUCAGAAUACUUCACCAGAAAGUAUGUCUUAGCCAAAGAGGAAUCGAGUAUCAUUAGCGUCUUUAAAAAAAUAGCUGUGGAUUGUUUAAAGUCACAAGCUCGUGGGCCUAUGCCUGUUUGUUAAGCCCUCAAUUUGGGCAGCGCACGUGGCAAUAGGCCUAGCUCAUUGAGUUGCGAAUGUCAGUAAAAAGCAUCUAAAACAUGUGUGAAGAUAAUCUCUUGAGUAUAAUUUAAAAUGUUGAGACAAGAAGGGGAGUGGUGUGUGGCAGAAUUGCUCAGCUCCCGCCAAUUCUUGCGCUUUCAUUGUUUCAUUGUGCGAAUUGUUUGCCCUUGAUUUUUGUUUUGAUCAAUUCCCCAUUACAUAUGUCACCAGGAGUAAAUGUACCGUUAAUCCCCGUAAUUUGGUUACAUUAAUUUCUCGUAAUGCAUGUUAGCCAAUUACCGUUCUCAUUCUGAGGGGAAACGUUGUUUGCAGUAUUCACAACCUGCUACACUUGUGAUAAACCAGUUUUGGUUUAUUUCAUAACCCUCAUCUACGAGAUUUGUAAAAAAAAAAAAAUGCGCCUGAACACGCAUAGAAGUACCUGGCCUGCUGCACGGAAAUGUAGGGAAUGUUUUAUUUUUUUUAUUUUUAUACAUGCAUUGCGAAUGAUAUAUUAAAACUAUAGUUCCUCACAGUAAGCUAUUUGAAUAAUCUUUACAACAAUCUCCCCCUCGAUAAUCACCAAUCGGUGUGAAAGAGCAAUGGAAGCCUACUGCUGCAUUUCCAUUCUCUCUUAUCUUUAGCCGCCAAUGGAUCACAGGGACUCAAUGUGUCCAUAUGGCAGAAGCUGGUGAUCUCGCAUUAGUUGACUUUUAGAUUUGUAUCAUUUUGAUUCAGAUUUUUAUGAUUAACCACAUGACAAUACUUUUGAGAAACAAAAACAAUAUUAUUGAAAUGAAAAUGUACAUAUGAAAAUCAUAACUGGCAAUUGUGAGCUUCCCCAAACUUGAAACUCACGCGCGCCUAUGAAGUCUUUAUAAAAGAAUUGCCUCCACAUUUCCAUGGUUGGAUUUUACCUAUAGGGUACUUUGAAGCAAGGGAAGACAUACCUCAUAAUAUGAAAUAAAACAUUCAGGUUUCAAACAAUUUAAGUGUUUUCAAAAUGCAUACUGCCUCCAGCUCACAUUGUAAAGUGGUGGGUGAUGAGCUGAUAGCCUGUUGCCUGCACUUGAAUUGUCAAUAUGCUUAUAAAAGCGCAUGUUUUACGCUAGCAGCAACCAGCUGAAGAAAUCCUGCUCAAAAUAGGCUCUGUUUGCGUAUGAUAGUUGUUGGAUAAAUAAGAUGCAUGAUGACUAACGAAAAUACACAGGACAAUUUUUGAUUCCACUAAAUUAUGCAAAUGAACCUAUAGACCUAUAAGCAUGAUGGUCAAAUGUAUUUCCAUCGACUGGUAUUUCCAUCAAUGAAUAAAGCAUUGCGAUUUAUUUUUUCUCGCAGACAUUUUGGCCGCCAACUGUUUUAUUUAUCGACCUUUAAUUUAUUGGCCAAAAGCAGCCAAAUGCCAGCUAACGGAAACCCUGUAGUGUCCUCACUUGUAGCGUCAAACCACCUUUAGCCUCUUUUGCUCUGGUCUGCUAACUAGAGCUUAGCUUUACUUCACUGCUUGAAGUAUAAAUGCAUCAAAGAAGCGUUCCUUAACACUCUGGGGAAUUGGCCUAUGUGGAUAGGGCUAUAUUGAAAUAUUUCUUACAGAAUAAAUAUGAAAUGCAUAAGCAUGGUAGCAAUUGAAACGGAACAAUUAGGAGAUUAUGGGAAAUUAUUAGACAAGUUGAGGACACAACAGGUUCACCUGACACAAGACUGAAUCCAAACGUUGUAUUUACAUUUCUAGUCAUUUAGCAGACGCUCUCAUCCAGAGCGACUUACAGUUAGUAAAUACAUUUUUUUUUUUUUAUACUGGCCCCCCGUGGGAAUCGAACCCACAACCCUGGCGUUGCAAACGCCAUGCUCUAUCAACUGAGCUACAUCCCUGCCGGCCAUUCCCUCCCCUACCCUGGACGACGCUGGGCCAAUUGUGCGCCGCCCAUGAGUCUCCCGGUCGCGGCCGGCUGCGACAGAGCCUGGAUUCGAACCAGGAUCUCUAGUGGCACAGUUAAGGCACUGCAUCGCAGUGGCACUGCAUCGUUAAGGCACUGCGCCACUCAGGAGCACAGUGUACUGUUAUGUGGAUUUUACAUUUAUUGUACUUUAGCCGCAUUUGUUUAACGAAAUGUGAAAAUACUCGAUUUGUUCAGUAACAUAACAAUAUUCCUGGAAAAUGUGGGCAAGGUGCAACAUAAGACCAAAAAAUGACAAGGGUUUGACAGAGAACUAACUGGUGUCUCCAAGUGGUGCCACACCUCUCCAAAGUGUGCACAUUUCCUAAGUAAUUUCAAUGUACUUUUAUUACUCAAAGAAGAGUCUUCAACUGUAAGGUGCUUUUUUUGAGCUGUCCUAGCUGUGCGGGUGAGGAACUAGAGCAAGCACACUUGUAGUUUUGUUUGGAACACAACCCUACAUCCCUGCAAUCACACCUAUUACUUUUUACUCAAUCCAAAAACGGACGAUUUUAAAUCGGGUCAGGUGGGCAUGUUCUGUUGAAAGCUUGUUCUGUUGCCAAUAUGACUAAGUUAUAAAAUACAGUCUUACAGUGUUAGGCUUUCACAAAGCAAUUCAGAGAUACUGAUUGUAAUUUUGGUGCGCAUAGGAGUCAUGAGUGCAUUCAGGUGUGCGUUCCGUGGCAUUUUUUUCUUCACAAUAGACAAACAGGCUCAUUCUAUUCAGAACAACCCAGGGUAUGAUGCCAUGUCAUCUUGUAACUGUACAUCAGACAUAGUAAUGAUAAAUGUUGACAAUGUGUAUGGCAUGAGUUUAAUGAUAUGGAAAUGUGAAGUGCACAUUUGGACGGGUGUUUGGCUUGUUUGUAUUACAUCAAAGUGGUAUUUGUUAUAAUAGUAUUGUCUCUCAAAAUACAUAGAGUCCUCUUAAUUUACAGCACUUCCCUCAUUGGGACAACAAAAAAGUGCAAAUGUUACCCAAUUAGCAGGAGGGAUGUGGGCAACUUCUUGUCGCAUGUGUUGCUCUGUAGCUCAGCUGGUAGAGCACGGCGCUUGUAACGCCAAGGUAGUGGGUUCGAUCCCCGGGACCACCCAUACACAAAAAUGUAUGCACGCAUGACUGUAAGUCGCUUUGGAUAAAAGCGUCUGCUAAAUGGCAUAUUAUUAUUAUUAUUAUUAUUAUUAUUUUGUUCAAGUUCAGAACUUCUGUCAGUCAAAAUCCAUAUAGCACUGUGAAGCAUAGAGCCUGAGCUCUGACGUAAUUUAUAGCAUGUUACUGUACAGCCACUGCGUUCCAAUUUAGGUGCUUAUCAGUGCCCAAAUCUGCCAUUUUCAACCCGUAUAUCGGUACGAGUGUAAAGGGUUACAUUGCAAUAUACUCACUGAAGAUUUUCAUCCGUUUCCCCCGUCCAGCUGAUUGACAUCACAGGCAAGGACCAGGAUGAGUCCAUGAUCGCGCUGCACGACUGCAAUGGAGAUGUCAACAGAGCCAUCAACGUGUUGCUGGAGGGUAGCCCAGAUACUGUGAGUUUUUCCUGUGUCAAGGCUUAGUAGUUGGGCCAAAGGGAGGGAGUAAACACGGUUACCCAUCUAGCUCACUACAGGGCGAAUCCUAACUUCCACUUAAGUCUAAUUUUAAUUUAGUCAUGCAUUCAUGUCAGUGGGAGACAUAACAUAAUCAAACUGAACCCUCUCGGUCACCUCACCUGUCUUCUCAGGAUUCUUGGGAGAUGGUGGGGAAGAAGAAAGGAGUGUCUGGUCAGAAGGAGCUUGGCCAGGCCGAGACCGGAGAGGAAGGAAAGGAGAACAGGGAGAGGGGAACAGAGAGGGACGUGGCACGUCGUCGAGGUGGGGCCCCACGCAGGGGCCGAGGGGCCAGCAGGGGACGAGAGUGUGAGUAGAGAUCACAUGCCUUUGCAUUAGGGUCAUGGGAAGUGACACUGGCACACCAGUGUAGACCCUUUGUAGCUCCUGCCCUUGUCAAACCUAAUUUCUUGGCCUACAUUUCUUGACUCCACAUGCAUCUGUUUUCCCUCACUACCUCUAAUGCACGUUCCCUCCUCUCAGUCCGUGGACAGGAGAAUGGUCUGGAUGGAGGAAAGGCUGCUGGGAUAGCAGGCAGGGGCACAGAGCGAGGCCACAGGGGGAGAGGCAGAGGAAGAGGUAAGUCUCUCCACUAUAUACAGUGCAUUCGGAAAGUAUUCAGACCCCUUGACAUUUUCCACAUUAUGUUACAGCCUAAUUCAAAAAUUGAUUAAAUCGUUUUUUCCCCUCAUCAAUCUACACACAACACCCCAUAAUGCCAAAGCAAAAACAGGUUUUUAUCAAUUUUAGCAAAUAUUACAUUUACAUAAGUAUUCAGACCCUUUACUCAGUACUUUGUUGAAGCACCUUUGGCAGCGAUUACAGCCUCGAGUCUUCUUGGGUAUGACGCUACAAGCUUGGCACACCUUCAUUUGUGGAGUUUCUCCCAUUCUUCUCUGCAGAUCCUCUCAAGCUCUGUCAGGUUGGAUGGGGAGUGUCGCUGCACAGCUAUUUUCAGGUCUUUCCAGAGAUGUUCAAUCGGGUUCAGGUCCGGGUUCUGGCUGGGCCACUCCAGGACAUUCAGAGACUUGUCCUGAAGCCACUCCUGCGAUGUUUUGCCUGUGUCCUUAGGGUUGUUGUCCUGUUGGAAGGUGAACCGUCGCCCCAGUCUGAGGUCCUGAGCACUCUGGAGCAGGUUUUCAUCGAGGAUCUCUCUGUACUUCGCUCCAUUCAUCUUUCCCUCGAUCCUGACUAGUCUCCCAGUCCCUGCCGCUGAAAAACAUCCCCACAGCAUGAUGCUGCCACCACCAUCCUUCACCGUGCCAGGUUUCCUCCAGACGUGACGCUUGGCAUUCAGGCCAAAGAGUUCAAUCUUGGUUUCAUCAGACCAGAGAAUCUUGUUUCUCAUGGUCUAAGAGUCCUUUAGGUGCCUUUUGGCAAACUCCAUGUGGGCUGUCAUGUGCCUUUUACAGUGGAGAGGCUUCCGUCUGGCCACUCUACCAUAAUGGCCUGAUUGGUGGAGUGCUGCAGAGGAACUCUGGAGCUCUGUCAGAGUGACCAUUGGGUUCUUGGUCACCUCCCUGACCAAAGCCCUUCUCCCCAGAUUGCUCAGUUUGGCCGGGCGGCCAGCUCUAAGAGUCUUGGUGGUUCCAAACUUCUUCUAUUUAAGAAUGAUGGAGGCCACUGUGUUCUUGGGGACCUUCAAUGCUGCAGAUAUUUUUUGGGACCCUUCCCCAGAUCUGUGCCUCGACACAAUCCUGUCUCGGAGCUCUACGGACAAUUCCUUCGACCUCAUGGCUUGGUUUUUGCUCUCACAUACACAGACAACUGAAGGACCUUAUAUAGACAGGUGUGUGCCUUUCCAAAUCAUGUCCAAUCAAUUGAAUUUACCACAGUUGGACUCUAAUCAAGUUGUAGAAACAUCUCUCAGGGAUGAUCAAUGGAAACAGGAUGCACCUGAGCUCAAUUCCGAGUCUCAUAUCAAAGGGUCUGAAUACUUAUGUAAAUAAAGUAUUUUUGUCUUAUUUUUAAUACAUUUGUAAAAAAUUCUUACCCUGUUUUUGUGGGGUAUUGUGUGUAGAUUGAGGAUUUGUAUUUAUUUAAUCCAGUUUAGAAUAAGGCUAUAACGUAACAAUGUGGAAAAAGGGACGGGGUCUGAAUACUUUCCACUGUAAUAUGGCCCGUUGAAAGAAUAGUAGUUUCCAUGGGUUUCGGUGUGAAGAGCUGUUGGUUGGACUCCUGAAACAAGGUCUCAACAUAAACUAAGGCUAAUGCCCCCUCGAGUGUCAAAACAAAGAUGUCAUAGCAUUCCAGGGCUCCAGACUAACCUUUUACCCUGGUGGCACUGGUGCCACUAACUUUUUCAGUUGGUGGCACCAGCCCAUGAUUUUUGUCGCAUCAAACAUUUUUUGUUUCGUCACACAAUAUAAAUAAUUGGUUCUUACAAAGUCACUCCCAGUUUUGUAUUAAGUGUAAAUACACUACUGAGAUGGUAUUCAAUAUAUUUUUAUGUGCACCCUAAUCUCGUGAUUGUCAUUACAUUUUGGGUUGACAAUUAGGCCGUUAUAUUUUAAUAUCAAAAUAGGGCUCCAAAAUGUUCUUAUUUUUUGUUGUUGAUUAAUUUGCCUACAUCUUUAUGUGCACUAAUAUCACAGGCUGAUUUAAAUUUGGGGCUAAUUCAACACCUGAGAAAGUGAACUCAAAACACAUUAGCUAGAUAUAACUCUAAAUAUAAUACCUACUGGUAGUAGCAAUGUAUUAAUCUAACGGUACAUUUGAGGCAUGUUAUAUUUAAGCAAUGAGGCUUAUAUGCACUCGCGAUGUCCUGUGCGCAUUUUGCAUGCUCCGUAGCUCAACGACAUAUCAGAUAUCUUGAUUGUAAAACCAUGUGCUAUUUGCUCAAUAUUGAUGUAUUACAAUAAUGUACUUUACGGUUUCACCAAAUCAUGGUUUUAGCUGCCAAAAAAAGAAGACUUUGGAAUGAGGUGACCAGGUAGAAUGUGCAGCUUGCACCAAUUCCACCAAAUAAACAUUUUACUCUCACAGCCAAAUAAAUGGUUGCAGUCUGGAGCCCUGCAUUCUAUUUCAGUUGUAGGGCGCGCGAUAACAUGCUUAAUGUGCAUUCAAGCCGGCAAAUGUUCCACAAGGGACAAUGCAUUGUAUUUUCUGUAGUUAUGUUUUUGUCAAUAGUGUAACUUGUCUCUCUCUCUCUAGGGGGAGAGCGGGAGCGAGGCAGGCGAGGGGGCAGGUUUUCAGCGCAGGGCAUGGGGUAAGUGAACACCUGUGCUGCUCACAGAGAGGGAUUUAUGUUCCCUCUUACCUGUUGCCAUGGUCACCAGAGAGCAGGACCUCAGCCUAUUGUUGAGGCUUAAUACAUUGGCCAAAUCAAGUUGAAAUGCGAGGGCUGUACAUAAACCCUUACGUAACUCCACUGAGCUCUUUUGUCUCUGAAUAACAGUCAAAUAUAGAUAGACCCACACCAUAUCUGUAACUCAAUGGGUGGGCAUUGAGAUUGUUGCACAUAGGGUUCUGCUCUGUGUCUCUGGCAUAUGGUGUGUUCUAGUUCCUUGUCCUUCCGUUUGGGUUAAAUGGGGCACAGGUUUGUGUGCGUGAGUUGUAUGUUUUGUCUGUCAGAAUGCAUUGUCUCACCUAACCCUGGUCAUUGAGUGCCCUAGAUGUCAUCACAUAGGAAGUGGUUAGGCCUAUAUACUAUAUAAUUGCUUUGACGAUGCUCACAGUGACAAGAUUGUAAACAGCCCUUUAAACCAGCUUUGAUAUUGAGUAGUAUCAAAUUCACUCUACAUAAGACAUAUUAGUGUAUCUUGUAUGUCACUUUGUAUUUCAUUAUAAUGAACACUUAGUUGGCAAUAUAAUUCCUCCUAGGUGUUAGGACUAGCAUUAAGCCCCAGUGAGAUGACACAGCCUACUAUUUCUAGGGUUGUCAAAGACCAGGCUUUGUGGGGUUUAGAUGAGUGGGCGCUGCUAGUGUGGGCUCUUUCCAAGGGGGUGCAAAAACGAUUUCUCAAAGUAGGGCUGGACGAUAUGGCCUAAAAAUCAUAUCUACAUUUUUUCCAAACUUAUGGGCGAUUUCUGUAUAUACACUGCUCAAAUAAAUAAAGGGAACACUUAAACAACACAAUGUAACUCCAAGUCAAUCACACUUCUGUGAAAUCAAACUGUCCACUUAGGAAGCAACACUGAUUGACAAUACAUUUCACAUGCUGUUGUGCAAAUGGAAUAGACAACAGGUAGAAAUUAUAGGCAAUUAGCAAGACACCCCCAAUAAAGGACUGGUUUUGCAGGUGGUGACCACAGACCACUUCUCAGUUCCUAUGCUUCCUGGCUGAUGUUUUGGUCACUUUUGAAUGCUGGCGGUGCUUUCACUCUAGUGGUAGCAUGAGACGGAGUCUACAACCCACACAAGUGGCUCAGGUAGUGCAGCUCAUCCAGAAUGGCACAUCAAUGCGAGCUGUGGCAAGAAGGUUUGCUGUGUCUGUCAGCGUAGUGUCCAGAGCAUGGAGGCGCUACCAGGAGACAGGCCAGUACAUCAGGAGACGUGAAGGAGGCCGUAGGAGGGCAACAACCCAGCAGCAGGACUGCUACCUCCGCCUUUGUGCAAGGAGGAGCAGGAGGAGCACUGCCAGAGCCCUGCAAAAUGACCUCCAGCAGGCCACAAAUGUGCAUGUGUCUGCUCAAACGGUCAGAAACAGACUCCAUGAGGGUGGUAUGAGGGCCCGACGUCCACAGGUGGGGGUUGUGCUUACAGCCCAACACCGUGCAGGACCAAGAUGAGAUCCUCAGACCCCUUGUGAGACCAUAUGCUGGUGCGGUUGGCCCUGGGUUCCUCCUAAUGCAAGACAAUGCUAGACCUCAUGUGGCUGGAGUGUGUCAGCAGUUCCUGCAAGAGGAAGGCAUUGAUGCUAUGGACCGCCCGUUCCCCAGACCUGAAUCCAAUUGAGCACAUCUGGGACAUCAUGUCUCGCUCCAUCCACCAACGCCACGUUGCACCACAGACUGUCCAGGAGUUGGCGGAUGCUUUAGUCCAGGUCUGGGAGGAGAUCCCUCAGGAGACCAUCCGCCACCUCAUCAGGAGCAUGCCCAGGCUUUGUAGGGAGGUCAUACAGGCACGUGGAGGCCACACACACUACUGAGCCUCAUUUUGACUUGUUUUAAGGACAUUACAUCAAAGUUGGAUCAGCCUGUAGUGUGGUUUUCCACUUUAAUUUUGAGGGUGACUCCAAAUCCAGACCUCCAUGGGUUGAUAAAUUUGAUUUCCAUUGAUAAUUUUUGUGAUUUUGUUGUCAGCACAUUCAACUAUGUAAAGAAAAAAAGUAUUUAAUAAGAUUAUUUCAUUCAUUCAGAUCUAGGAUGUGUUGUUUAAGUGUUCCCUUUAUUUUUUUGAGCAGUGUAGAUAGAGUAUAUGUGUGUGUACACCCCUUCAAAUGUGUGGAUUCGGCCAUAUCAGCAACACCCGUUGCUGACAGGUGUAUAAAAUCAAGCACACCGCCAUGCAAUCUCCAUAGACAAACAAUGGCCUUACUGAAGAGCUCAGUGACUUUCGACGUGGCACCGUCGUAGGAUGCCACCUUUCCAACAGGUACAUUCGUAACAUUUCUGCCCUGCUAGAGCUGCCCCGGCCAACUAAGUGCUGUUAUUGUGAAGUGGAAACGUCUAGGAGCAACAACGGUUCAGCCACGAAGUGGUAGGCCACACAAGCUCACGGAACGGGACCACUGAGUGCUGAAGCGCGUAGUGCGUGAAAUCUUCUGUCCUCGGUUGCAACACUCACUACCUUGGUCCAAACUGCCUCUGGAAGCAACGUCAGCACAAUAACUGUUAGUCGGGAGCUUCAUGAAAUGGGUUUCCAUGGCCGAGCAGCUGCACACAAGCCUAAGAUCACCAUGCGCAAUGCCAAGCGUCGGCUGGAGUGGUGUAAAGCUCGCUGCCAUUGGACUCUGGAGCAGUGGAAACGCAUUCUCUGGAGUGCUGAAUCACGCUUCACCAUCUGGCAGUCCGAUGGACGACUCUGGGUUUGGUGAAUGCCAGGAGAACGCUACCUGCCCCAAUGCAUAGUGCCAACUGUCAAGUUUGGUGGAGGAGGAAUAAUGGUCUUGGGCUGUUUUUUUUUCACGGUUAGGGCUAGGCCCCUUAGUUCCAGUGAAGGGAAAUCUUAAAGCUACAGCAUACAAUGACAUUCUAGACGAUUCUGUGCUUCCAACUUUGUGGCAACAGUUUGGGGAAGGCCCUUUCCUGUUUCAGCAUGACAAUGCCCCUAUGCACAAAGCGAGGUCCAUACUGAAAUGGUUUGUCAUUCGGUGUGGAAGAACUUGACUGGCCUGCACAGAGCCCUGACCUCAAAUCCAUUGAACACCUUUGGGAUUAAUUGGAACGCCGACUGCGAGCCGGGACUAAUCGCCCAACAUCAGUGCCCAACCUCACUAAUGGUCUUGUGGCUGAAUGGACACAAGUCCCCGCAGCAAUGUUCCAACAUCUGGUGGACAGCCUUCCCAGAAGAGUGGAGACUGUUUAUAGGAGCAAAGGGGGGACCAACUCUUAGACAGCUAGCACCCGAGCUGGCGCAGCGGUCUAAGGCACUGCAUCUCAGUGCUUGAGGCGUCACUACAGACCCCCUGGUUCGAUUCCAGGCUGUAUCACAACCGGCCGUGAUUGGGAGUCUCAUAGGGCGGCGCACAAUUGGCCCAGCAUCGUCCGGGUUUGGCCGGUGUAGGCCGUCAUUGUAAAUAAGAAUAUGUUCUUAACUGACUUGCCUAGUUAAAUAACGGUUAAAUAAAUAAAAAAUUAAUUAAAAAGUCUGUAGCUAAAAUGUUGCUAGCGUACAUGGUACUGCAAUGCUGCGCGUGACAAACUGAGCAUUAAUUUUCAAAAUGUUCAUUGAUACACUCAUCUUAGUACGGUCUGUUCUAAAAUGUGGGAGUUGAGACCUAAAAAGGGUGUCGUUACAAAGGUUUCGUUUCCUCUAGAGUAAAAUGUCUAAUGGUUUUUUGGUGUCCAUAUGACCGAUUUUUUUAAAAAUAUAUAUUUUUUUACCAAACCUCAAAUGCAAAUAGCGUGUUGAAACUGCUUGUCAGAGAGGAAGAAGUGAUCUUUAGUUUCUUUGUUGUUGUGGGUGGCAGGGGGAGGAGCUUGGAGUCUGUGUGCGAGUGGGAAGGUGCACAGAAGGAGCGAAGGAGAUCUUUUUUUUUUUUUUCGCGAUUCUUGCGAUACCGGCAUUUGAAACAUUGCGCUAAAACAUACAUUCAAAUUAAUAAUAUAUAUCGCCCAGCCCUACCUCAGACAAACCUGCAUGUUAAUUUCAUCCCUUUGAAAUAAUUAAGUCAUUUAUCUCCGACGCACCUGGUUUGUUGGACAUGAAAGAAAGAUGAGCUGAUCAUAGAAUACUAAAUAAAGAAGAAAAAAAUACUUAAGUCCUUAACUUGUUUCAACUUGUAAAUAUUAUCUUAAUGUUCUACGGUUUAAUAGGGAGACGUUAGAGGAGAGGGGGCAAUGCCUUUGCGGUGGCAGAACGGCUUGUGUAUGUGUGCGCAAGUUUGGCUUUGUCCGGAUAGCCUCUAACCUGGAGCGUGAGUGAGCCAGCGCCAUAGGCUUGCAUAGAUGGACAGCCAGGCAGUUUGUUGCGUUGUCCCCAACAUGUCUCUCUCUUAGGGUGUGUCGCUUCCGCUGCUGCUCUUGUGUGGCCUUUGGGAGCCUGUGUUUGCAGUUUGCAUGAGUGUGUUCUGUUGGUUCUAACUGUGCAUCCUGUCCUGAUCAUAAUGCAAUUAUUGUUACUUAUGGAACACAGUUUUCAGUUUGAGUGUUUGUUUGGCAGCCCUGUUUCCCCUUUGUUAGUGUACCAGCUACACCUAUAGAAAGUGACUAUGCCCCAACAAUGUAGUGCUCAGAUAAUGUGUGUUGCAGAAGUGUGAGUGUAGUAACUUGUCCAUGCAUGUGAUUUCCUUACAUUCCUCUGUAAAAUAAUGAAUAGUCUAAAACCACACACUGCAUCCCCCACUGUCCCCGUUGUGCUGCUUGUAAUCGUUGCUGUUGUUUUUCCUCUAAAGCCAGAUUGAUAAGGGGCCCAGAUAUGAUUUUUCAGGAGAAGAGAGGUGAGUGCACCACCACUGGUGUGUCAAUCUUGCUAUCUGUUGGGGGGGAACAUUCUGCCAAAUGCCACGAGAGAGAGGAGGAUGGAGAUAGACACACAGGAAGCAGGGUAUCAGGGCAGACUAAACCGAAAUGACAUGCACCCUGGUAACACGGAAUUAAAUGACAGCUGUCUUUUGAACGUCGAGGGUAAACCUGUUCACACAAGCCCCAUUAGAAAUCAUAUCAAGUGUAUUGGUUGUGUACACAGUUGAGGGGGAAAAAACUAUUUCAUCCAUUUUAGAAUAAGGCUGUAACGUAACAAUGUGGAAAAAGUCAAGGGGUCUGAAUACUUUCCGAAUGCACUGUAAAUAAAUAUGCAGUGUAUAAACACUAACUAAAAUGCAAUGUACAGUAGUGCAAAUAUUAGAAUAAGCUAUGUUGGGUGACCAGUGGCUCACUCAACAGUCCCUCCCUGCCAAUUUACAGCACCCCUGUUAUUGUUGGUUCUCAUCGGGAGCUAGUCAAACGUGAAUAGUCUGAAUUCCAGUCAGAUCCUCGAAACUUCUGAAGUCAGUCUAAACUGCACUAGGUUGUAGUGCACUGUACAACUUGUAGCGCCGCACCGUCUCUAGCUGAGCCUGAAAGAAGCAAGAGAACAGUUAUUUUAAGGAUAUGCUUUUUUCUUUUGCUCUAUAAUUCUCUGAAGCCAUGACGUGAUAUGAUGCGUUGAAAGAUUUGUGGAAGACGUUAAGUUUUUUUGCCACCGCCCACAGUGCCAGAGAAAGAGUUGAGGAAAAAUGAAGCACUGCCUGGAUUAUUUCCCAUUCCUUGGUUUUCCUCCAGUCUUUUUGAAUCUGUUCGCCUGACAUUGCUCAGAUGAACAUUGUCUAACUGCGACACAUCAGAUCUCCUCAAACACUUCCUCUCCUAUCUCGCUGCUUGCUUACUUCCUCCUUUACUGUAUAUCCCCCCCAGUCAAAUGUUCCCGUUGGUAGACCCAUAAGAAGUGGUUGUGCUCAAAACCACAGCUUCUUCUCUCUUGCAGAACGUUCAACCCGGCGGACUACGCUGAGCCGACCCAGACAGAGGAGAGCUACGGCAGGGGAAGCACCUGGAACAACACAGGCAACCUGGAGCCAGAGGAAGGAGCCAGUAAGGAACCCAACUACUGCUCAGCCCCAGUCCAAAACCACCCCAACCUAGGCCUAAACACUUCCUGUAGAUCUGCAAGAUGGUGUGUUAGAAAGAGAGUGUUAGCAAGAUGGUGGAAUGUCCAUCUAGUUUAUCUAGAGCCAGAGGAAGGAGCCAUUAAGAAACCAAGGUACUGCUUAAUCAAAAACACUCACUAGACACUUUCUGUAGACCUGAAAGAAUCAGACAGAUGGGUGGUCUAGUUGUGUUAAUAACUAGUAACUGUCCAUGGGGUCUGAUGGGGCUUAAUCUGCUUGUCUUGGGAAUGAUCUGAGGUAUACUACGAUGCAUGCUAGAUCUAUUCAGUGUUUUUUUUUAAAAAGCUGGCCAGCUUCAGUUAUUUUAUUACUUAUUGUUAAUGCCGUCUUUGGUGUGCUUAUCAAUGCACGAGCACCUUUUCCCCACUCCUAUCGAUUUUUAAGUAAUUGUAUUAAGUCAUACAAAAGUUUUACUGUGUGAAGUUUCAAAUGCAUUCUUUCAUCAAUAAAUGUGUAAUGUGAUAAGUAUUUUAAUAGGGGUGUAACGGUUCGGUACGUAUUGCGGUUUUGGGGUCAUGUUUCGGUACAGCGGGAGAAUUAAAUGCCAUUCACAAUGUUCCUUGCAUUGUCUGUUGUGACCGGAUCAUUAUGUUGGGCCUCACGUUUCCACGCUGAUGCUGCGUUUGUAAUCAUGUGGGAGUAAAUACCAGUUGGAUGCAUUCAUGUGAUUUGAACUCAUUGAGAAACCAUAUGGUGUCAACCAUAAACUAAAGCAGGGCCUAACAUUUUACUUUUUGGUCCACCAUCCACUGUGGCAGGUAGAUACAAAAAAAUAAUAUCAGCCACUCAUAUAUUUUUACCAGCCAAAAUAUUUUAGCGCCAUAAUUAAAUAAAAAAAGACAAACAGAUUACCAUGCUUUGUAAUGUUUCUAAAACAAUAAAUGUAUUAGUAAGAAGUAAUGUGGUAUAUUGCUCAAUUUCAUAAAUUUUUUUGUGAUCCGAGUCUUUUAAUCUAAAUAUCAGAGACAAAAUGUUCAAUGCCCCUUUUUAAAGGCGGGAGGUUACCGUGGUAACGGGGCUACUCAAGUCCUGUCGUGUGUGUGUGUGUGUGUGUGUGUGUGUGUGUGUAAGAGAGAUGUGUGAUCUUUAUCAGUUGAAGCAGCAGACUAAGACUAAUGUUGAAAGAAAAAAAACAGUUUAAGAACAAAACAAUGUAAAUGGCCAAGAAACAGGAGGACAAAGUCUCACUUUGUAGACUUUUGAGUAAAUUAGACCGUCUUUUUUAUGCCUGUGCGCAGCGCCUCCAAAUAUGUAUCUAUCAGCACUUCACUCAUUGCGCACAGCUUUCCUGCCAGGCAGUGUUUCUGCGCGAGGUGGGAUAUAGGAUUUCUAUUUCUUUGUGCAAUUAGCAGCUCUGAAACAAAAGCAGAAAUACUACUGCAGCAUUUUUCUAACUUGCACAUGUGCUUAUACUUGACUUUUUACUUUUUAUUUGCUAAUGUAAUGCUCUCACUGUAGAGCCCUGCAAGUUGACCACAUGCCAACGUGGCUGGUGAAAUAUGCAGUACAUUCUUACCUGCCAAUAUCUAAAUCUAAACAAAUUCAAAGUUUGUUUAGAUUUAGAUAUUGGCAACGACAUUGCUUUUUAUAAAUGUUUUGUUGCAUUUAACUGACAAAUGCUGUUAUAGAGACCAUUUCCUUAGUAGGUGACGUCAAAGGUCACCAUGUGGGUGCUCAGGAUGAUAGUUUACCAUUUAGUAAUUAGCAGUUUUAGGGCUGUAAAAUGUGGAUUUUUUUUCACUCUAGUGGUAGCAUGAGACGGAGUCUACAACCCACACAAGUGGCUCAGGUAGUGCAGCUCAUCCAGGAUGGCACAUCAAUGCGAGCUGUGGCAAGAAGGUUUGCUGUGUCUGUCAGCGUAGUGUCCAGAGCAUGGAGGCGCUACCAGGAGACAGGCCAGUACAUCAGGAGACGUGGAGGAGGCCGUAGGAGGGCAACAACCCAGCAGCAGGACUGCUACCUCCGCCUUUGUGCAAGGAGGAGCAGGAGGAGCACUGCCAGAGCCCUGCAAAAUGACCUCCAGCAGCCCACAAAUGUGCAUGUGUCUGCUCAAACGGUCAGAAACAGACUCCAUGAGGGUGGUAUGAGGGCCCGACGUCCACAGGUGGGGGUUGUGCUUACAGCCCAACACCGUGCAGGACAUUUGGCAUUUGCCAGAGAACACCAAGAUUGGCAAAUUCGCCACUGGCGCCCUGUGCUCUUCACAGAUGAAAGCAGGUUCACACUGAGCACACGUGACAGAGUCUGGAGACGCCGUGGAGAACGUUCUGCUGCCUGCAACAUCCUCCAGCAUGACCGGUUUGGCGGUGGGUCAGUCAUGGUGUGGGGUGGCAUUUCUUUGGGGGGCCGCACAGCCCUCCAUGUGCUCGCCAGAGGUAGCCUGACUGCCAUUAGGUACCGAGAUGAGAUCCUCAGACCCCUUGAGACCAUAUGCUGGUGCGGUUGGCCCUGGGUUCCUCCUAAUACAAGACAAUGCUAGACCUCAUGUGGCUGGAGUGUGUCAGCAGUUCCUGCAAGAGGAAGGCAUUGAUGCUAUGGACUGGCCCGCCCGUUCCCCAGACCUGAAUCCAAUUGAGCACAUCUGGGACAUCAUGUCUCGCUCCAUCCACCAACGCCACGUUGCACCACAGACUGUCCAGGAGUUGGCGGAUGCUUUAGUCCAGGUCUGGGAGGAGAUCCCUCAGGAGACCAUCCGUCACCUCAUCAGGAGCAUGCCCAGGCGUUGUAGGGAGGUCAUACAGGCACGUGGAGGCCACACACACUACUGAGCCUCAUUUUGACUUGUUUUAAGGACAUUACAUCAAAGUUGGAUCAGCCUGUAGUGUGGUUUUCCACUUUAAUUUUGAGGGUGACUCCAAAUCCAGACCUCCAUGGGUUGAUAAAUUUGAUUUCCAUUGAUUAAUUUGUGAUUUUGUUGUCAGCACAUUCAACUAUGUAAAGCAAAGUAUUUAAUAAGAUUAUUUCAUUCAUUCAGAUCUAGGGUGUGUUUUAGUGUUCCCUUUAUUUUUUUGAGCAGUGCAUGUAAACAUGGCCUACCUAUCGCUAUUGUAUUUAUUUGGUACGGUCAGAAUCGGCUUCAAAGGUCUGCUUGAAUGCAGAGGGGAGACUGUUUGUCUUGCUCCGGUAUACUGGGGUGACAUCGGCGUAAAUGUGUCAACAUAUUUGAGGUUUUGGCAGCAGCAUAGGCUAUUCUCGUUGAGCGUGGCGACAUACUGUUAACGUUUUAUCCACAACUUUCUGUCUGUUGCCGUUGUAAUCUACUGGGAAGCCAAAAUGUUCCCAAACUGGAGAUUCAAACGAUGUUGGAGGAUCCUCCAAUUCUGAUUUAUCGACCCCGCAACUCGCCAUUGUACAGAACUAGUUCCCGGGCUGCUCCUCACAAAAGGAGAGUUUUGAAAUGCACCAAUUAAGAAUAUAAUUUUCAUUACAAUGUUCACAUAGGCUCUAGUUUUAACGGAAUAGCCUGAAAAAAAUGUUUCAGCUCAGAUUUACUCGAUGCAUAGCCUAUAGGCUUAGUGUUUUUUUUAUUUUGUAAAAACAUUUGUAUAUAUUCAUUUGUGUUCAGUGCGACCCGAGGUCCCUGUACCGAACGGGACCGACUGGUACCAAUACGUGUACAGUUACACCUUUAUACAAAAAAAAAAAAAAAAUGAACACAAAAAUCAGUAAUGAAAUAUUUCAUUAGUCGUUUUCCUCAAAUGAAAGGGAAGAUGACUCAAUCUUUGCAAGAGGGAGGGAAUCUAAUUUCAUUGCUCCUCAACUCAUGGCUCAGACACUUCAUUCAGCAUAAAUGUAGUUCAGGUUAGUUCUCAAGGAUUUGUUGCUAUAGAAAUUUGCCUGCCUAAAAGGUGAGCUACUUUUGUGGUACCGGUUAUCCCGAGUUGAACUGAGAGAUGACCCAAGUUCUCGCUAACUCCUCAAACUCGGUACGUAGUAUACCCGUCUGUAGACUAGCCACAGGUCUCACCUCUCACUUCUCCUUUCUUGUAGGGAUUGAGUACUCGGCAGGAGGAGAGGGAACAAAUUACCAACCAAAGUUUGACUCUGCCCAUAGUAAGAUUGAACCUCCAUCUCCUGAGGCCCUAAACAUCACAUCUCCUUUUCUGUUUGAUGCCUGGUUGGUUUGAAACCUAAUACAGUUUGUUUGUUUCUUUACAUUCCUAUAGUUGCCUGGAGGAGCGCGACAGAAGAGUGGGGUACUGAGGACUGGAAUGAGGACGUAAGUACCUUUUUACUAUGCCUAUAUAUUGAUUUGGUGGUAUACCUAUUUGUUGUAUGACUAUAUACGAUAUACUGUCCAUAUUUUGGCAGAUCCUCUUUUGACCAGUCUUUAUUAUAUAUGACAUCAAAAUCACAUUUUAUGUAUGUUCUGCAUAUGUACCCAGAUGUUCAAAUAAGCCUGAAAACUGAACUUGGUGUUGCUUCUGCCCAAAUAGCUACAUAUCUAAGAGGCUCUCUGGCAUUAUAUAGGGAACACUUCUAUUGAAAUACUCCAGCCUUCUUCUAUAUCCUUCUGUUUGUAGUUUUAGGCUAAUGCAUUUAGUUAUGGCUUGAUCCCUUUAAUGCUGAUGUACUGAUCUUAAUCAAUUUGUCCUUUCUUUCUCUCUAGCUGUCAGAGACCAAGAUCUUCACAGCCUCUAGUGUGGCCUCCAUGCCACUCCCCCAGGAGAAUGUCACCAUCACUGCAGGACAGCGGUGGGCAGGCCUGACGCGGCAUGCAGACACCCACAGACAGUCACUCUACAGUCAUGCUAUCACACACAUACAGUGGGGAAAAAAAGUAUUUAGUCAGCCACCAAUUGUGCAAGUUCUCCCACUUAAAAAGAUGAGAGAGGCCUGUAAUUUUCAUCAUAGGUGCACGUCAACUAUGACAGACAAAAUGAGAAAAAAAAAUCCAGAAAAUCACAUUGUAGGAUUUUUUAUGAAUUUAUUUGCAAAUUAUGGUGGAAAAUAAGUAUUUGGUCAAUAACAAAAGUUUCUCAAUACUUUGUUAUAUACCCUUUGUUGGCAAUGACACAGGUCAAACGUUUUCUGUAAGUCUUCACAAGGUUUUCACACACUGUUGCUGGUAUUUUGGCCCAUUCCUCCAUGUAGAUCUCCUCUAGAGCAGUGAUGUUUUGGGGCUGUCGCUGGGCAACACAGACUUUCAACUCCCUCCAAAGAUUUUCUAUGGGGUUGAGAUCUGGAGACUGGCUAGGCCACUCCAGGACCUUGAAAUGCUUCUUACGAAGCCACUCCUUCGUUGCCCGGGCGGUGUGUUUGGGAUCAUUUUCAUGCUGAAAGACCCAGCCACGUUUCAUCUUCAAUGCCCUUGCUGAUGGAAGGAGGUUUUCACUCAAAAUCUCACGAUACAUGGCCCCAUUCAUUCUUUCCUUUACACGGAUCAGUCCCAAAGCAUGAUGUUUCCACCCCCAUGCUUCACAGUAGGUAUGGUGUUCUUUGGAUGCAACUCAGCAUUCUUUGUCCUCCAAACACGACGAGUUGAGUUUUUACCAAAAAGUUAUAUUUUGGUUUCAUCUGACCAUAUGACAUUCUCCCAAUCCUCUUCUGGAUCAUCCAAAUGCACUCUAGCAAACUUCAGACGGGCCUGGACAUGUACUGGCUUAAGCAGGGGGACACGUCUUGCACUGCAGGAUUUGAGUCCCUGGUGGAGUAGUGUGUUACUGAUGAUAGGCUUUGUUACUUUGGUCCCAGCUCUCUGCAGGUCAUUCACUAGGUCCCCCCGUGUGGUUCUGGGAUUUUUGCUCACCGUUCUUGUGAUCAUUUUGACCCCACGGGGUGAGAUCUUGCGUGGAGCCCCAGAUCGAGGGAGAUUAUCAGUGGUCUUGUAUGUCUUCCAUUUCCUAAUAAUUGCUCCCACAGUUGAUUUCUUCAAACCAAGCUGCUUACCUAUUGCAGAUUCAGUCUUCCCAGCCUGGUGCAGGUCUACAAUUUUGUUUCUGGUGUCCUUUGACAGCUCUUUGGUCUUGGCCAUAGUGGAGUUUGGAGUGUGACUGUUUGAGGUUGUGGACAGGUGUCUUUUAUACUGAUAACAAGUUCAAACAGGUGCCAUUAAUACAGGUAACGAGUGGAGGACAGAGGAGCCUCUUAAAGAAGAAGUUACAGGUCUGUGAGAGCCAGAAAUCUUGCUUGUUUGUAGGUGACCAAAUACUUAUUUUCCACCAUAAUUUGCAAAUAAAUUCAUUAAAAAUCCUACAAUGUGAUUUUCUGGAUUUUCUUUUCUCAAUUUGUCUGUCAUAGUUGACAUGUACCUAUGAUGAAAAUUACAGGCCCCUCAUCUUUUUAAGUGGGAGAACUUGCACAAUUGGUGGCUGACUAAAUACUUUUUUUCCCCACUGUACAGUGGGGAGAACAAGUAUUUGAUACACUGCCGAUUUUGCAGUUUUUCCUACUUACAAAGCAUGUAGAGGUCUGUCAUUUUUAUCAUAGGUACACUUCAGCUGUGAGAGACGGAAUCUAAAACAAAAAUCCAGAAAAUCACAUUGUAUGAUUUUUAAGUAAUUAAUUUGCAUUUUAUUGCAUGACAUAAGUAUUUGAUACAUCAGAAAAGCAGAACUUAAUAUUUGGUACAGAAACCUUUGUUUGCAAUUACAGAGAUCAUACGUUUCCUGUAGGUCUUGACCAGGUUUGCACACACUGCAGCAGGGAUUUUGGCCCACUCCUCCAUAUAGACCUUCUCCAGAUCCUUCAGGUUUCGGGGCUGUCGCUGGGCAAUACGGUCUUUCAGCUCCCUCCAAAGAUUUUCUAUUGGGUUCAGGUCUGGAGACUGGCUAGGCCACUCCAGGACCUUGAGAUGGUUUUUACGGAGCCACUCCUUAGUUGCCCUGGCUGUGUGUUUCGGGUCGUUGUCAUGCUGGAAGACCCAGCCACGACCCAUCUUCAAUGCUCUUACUGAGGGAAGGAGGUUGUUGGCCAAGAUCUCGCGAUACAUGGCCCCUUCCAUCCUCCCAUCAAUACGGUGCAGUCGUCCUGUCCCCUUUGCAGAAAAGCAUCCCCAAAUAAUGAUUUUUCCACCUCCAUGCUUCACGGUUGGGAUGGUGUUCUUGGGGUUGUACUCAUCCUUCUUCUUCCUCCAAACACGGCGAGUGGAGUUUAGACCAAAAAGCUCUAUUUUUGUCUCAUCAGACCACAUGACCUUCUCCCAUUCCUCCUCUGGAUCAAACUUCAGACGGGCCUGGACAUGCGCUGGCUUGGGCAGGGGGACCUUGCGUGCGCUGCAGGAUUUUAAUCCAUGACGGCGUAGUGUGUUACUAAUGGUUUUCUUUGAGACUGUGGUCCCAGCUCUCUUCAGGUCAUUGACCAGGUCCUGCCGUGUAGUUCUGGGCUGAUCCCUCACCUUCCUCAUGAUCAUUGAUGCCCCACGAGGUGAGAUCUUGCAUGGAGCCCCAGACCGAGGGUGAUUGACCGUCAUCUUGAACUUCUUCCAUUUUCUAAUAAUUGCGCCAACAGUUGUUGCCUUCUCACCAAGCUGCUUGCCUAUUGUCCUGUAGCCCAUCCCAGCCUUGUGCAGGUCUACAAUUUUAACCCUGAUGUCCUUACACAGCUCUCUGGUCUUGGCCAUUGUGGAGAGGUUGGAGUCUGUUUAAUUGAGUGUGUGGACAGGUGUCUUUUAUACAGGUAACGAGUUCAAACAGGUGCAGUUAAUACAGGUAAUGAGUGGAGAACAGGAGGGCUUCUUAAAGAAAAACUAACAAGUCUGUGAGAGCUGGAAUUCUUACUGGUUGGUAGGUGAUCAAAUACUUAUGUCAUGCAAUAAAAUGCAAAUUAAUUACUUAAAAAUCAUACAAUGUGAUUUUCUGGAUUUUUGUUUUAGAUUCCGUCUCUCACAGUUGAAGUGUACCUAUGAUAAAAAUGACAGACCUCUACAUGCUUUGUAAGUAGGAAAACCUGCAAAAUCGGCAGUGUAUCAAAUACUUGUUCUCCCCACUGUACAUGCAACCACAACUCCUCACCCACUCAAAGCCAUGCAUUUUUUAUCAGGUUGUGUAUCUUCACUCAAGUUCAUGUAAAACACUUAUCUUCAACAUCACCAAACUGCAGUCUAGUCAAAUGGCCAAAGUUUUCCCCCUUUACUGUGAGAUUCCAUGUGUAGAAAAUUCAAAUGUGUAAUUCAAGCACUUCUGGUGUUAUGGCUCUGAUUUUCAGCUCUGAAUCAGGUUUCAUCCACCCCAAAACGAACUAACAUACAUACAAUCGGUUUGCUAACAUGAGUCAGAACAACAUCUGUUGCUUAGACCCUGUGAUAGGCUAAAAUCCUGUCAAGGGGGUGUACUUGUACAUCAAGCUGACACGCUACAGAGGUAGUGGUGGGCUACUGCCCUAUGGGCCGUUCUGGCUUGGACAAUGCUAAUUACUUACCAUCUCUGACCUCUGCAGGAUUGACCUGGCAGUGCUGCUGGGGAAGACUCCCCCAUCCUCCUCAGAGGCAGAGGCCCAGGGCCCCAUGAAGGCCAGCCAGCCCCCCUCCCUCCCCCAGUCACUGGUCUUCAGCAACUCCAAGCAGGGUGUGCCGCUGUCACAACCCCCCUCCAGCAGCACCCCCUACACCCAGCACAGCAUGGUGAGCCCACAGGACACGCACAACGGCCUCCGCUCUAUUCUACAGUUUUAUUGACUACUUAAAGUGGAACUGACAGCGUUUUAACUACUUUGUAGAUAUGAAACAAUCAUAUCAGUAAAAAAUAUAAAAUUCCAAGUUUAUUCUUCAAAACAAACUUUAUGUUUUAAAAAUAGCUUCUAUUUGACUCAACAUUCCAUGAUGUACACAGUAAGGCAUUGUUGGCAGAAUAGAUGGCUGCAGUUCAAUGCAUGAUUUAAUAUAAUUCACCAAUACAUUUUUUGGUAGUCCAAAGAAUAUUGCCAUCAGGUUGUAAAUCACAGCUGGCCUGGUACAUUGUUUGCUGCCUUCAUUCGGGAUGCACUGUUUCAGUUUCAAAGACUCAAUAUUCUGGACAAAAACGGACGAAUGUAACUAAGCCUGGGAAUGUCAAUUAGGGCUGGGCGGUAUACCGUGUGUGUGUGUGUGUGUGUAUGUGUGUGUAUAUAUAUAUAUAUAUAUAUAUAUAUAUAUAUAUAUAUAUAUAUAUAUAUAUAUAUAUAUAUAUAUAUAUACUGCUCAAAAAAAUAAAGGGAACACUUAAACAACACAAUGUAACUCCAAGUCAAUCACACUACUGUGAAAUCAAACUUAAUCCACUUAGGAAGCAACACUGAUUGACAAUAAAUUUCACAUGCUGUUGUGCACAUGGAAUAGACAACAGGUGGAAAGUAUAGGCAAUUAGCAAGACACCCCCAAUAAAGGACUGGUUUUGCAGGUGGUGACCACAGACCACUUCUGAGUUCCUAUGCUUCCUGGCUGAUGUUUUGGUCACUUUUGAAUGCUGGCGGUGCUUUCACUCUAGUGGUAGCAUGAGACUGAGUCUACAACCCACACAAGUGGCUCAGGUAGUGCAGCUCAUCCAGGAUGGCACAUCAAUGCGAGCUGUGGCAAGAAGGUUUGCUGUGUCUGUCAGCGUAGUGUCCAGAGCAUGGAGGCGCUACCAGGAGACAGGCCAGUACAUCAGGAGACGUGGAGGAGGGCGUAGGAGGGCAACAACCCAGCAGCAGGACCGCUACCUCCGCCUUUGUGCAAGGAGGAACAGGAGGAGCACUGCCAGAGCCCUGCAAAAUGACCUCCAGCAGGCCACAAAUGUGCAUGUGUCUGCUCAAACGGUCAGAAACAGACUUCAUGAGGGUAGUAUGAGGGCGUUGUAGGGAGGUCAUACAGGCACGUGGAGGCCACACACACUACUGAGCCUCAUUUUGACUUGUUUUAAGGACAUUACAUCAAAGUUGGGUCAGCCUGUAGUGUGGUUUUCCACUUUAAUUUUGAGGGUGACUCCAAAUCCAGACCUCCAUGGGUUGAUACAUUUGAUUUCCAUUGAUCAUUUGUGUGAUUUUGUUGUCAGCACAUUCAACUAUGUAAAGAAAAAAGUAUUUAAGAUUAUUUCAUUCAUUCAGAUCUAGGAUGUGUUAUUUUAGUGUUCCCUUUAUUUUUUUGAGCUGUAUAUGUGUGUGUAUAUAUAUAUAUAUACACACACACACACACACACACACACACACACACAGUGGGGAGAACAAGUAUUUGAUACACUGCCGAUUUUGCAGGUUUUCCUACUUACAAAGCAUAUAGAGGUCUGUCAUUUUUAUCAUAGGUACACUUCAACUGUGAGAGACGCAAUCUAAAACAAAAAUCCAGAAAAUCACAUUGUAUGACUUAAGUAAUUAAUUUCUAUUUUAUUGCAUGACAUAAGUAUUUGAUCACCUACCAACCAGUAAGAAUUCCGGCUCUCACAGACCUGUUCGUUUUUCUUUAAGAAGCCCUCCUGUUCUCCACUCAUUACCUGUAUUAACUGCACCUGUUUGAACUCGUUACCUGUAUAAAAGAAACCUGUCCACACACUCAAUCAAACAGACUCCAACCUCUCCACAAUGGCCAAGACCAGAGAGCUGUGUAAGGACAUCAGGGAUAAAAUUGUAGACCUGCACAAGGCUGGGAUGGGCUACAGGACAAUAGGCAAGCAGCCUGGUGAGAAGGCAACAACUGUUGGCGCAAUUAUUAGAAAAUGGAAGAAGUUCAAGAUGACGGUCAAUCACCCUCGGUCUGGGGCUCCAUGCAAGAUCUCACCUCGUGGGGCAUCAAUGAUCAUGAGGAAGGUGAGGGAUCAGCCCAGAACUACACGGCAGGACCUGGUCAAUGACCUGAAGAGAGCUGGGACCACAGUCUCAAAGAAAACCAUUAGUAACACACUACGCCGUCAUGGAUUAAAAUCCUGCAGCGCACGCAAGGUCCCCCUGCUAAAGCCAGCGCAUGUCCAGGCCCGUCUGAAGUUUGCCAAUGACCAUCUGGAUGAUCCAGAGGAGGAAUGGGAGAAGGUCAUGUGGUCUGAUGAGACAAAAAUAGAGCUUUUUGGUCUAAACUCCAUUCGCUGUGUUUGGAGGAAGAAGGAUGAGUACAACCCCAAGAACACCAUCCCAACUGUGAAGCAUGGAGGUGGAAACAUCAUACUUUGGGGAUGCUUUUCUGCAAAGGGGACAGGACGACUGCACCGUAUUGAGGGGAGGAUGGAUGGGGCCAUGCAUCGCGAGAUCUUGGCCAACAACCUCCUUCCCUCAGUAAGAGCAUUGAAGAUGGGUCGUGGCUGGGUCUUCCAGCAUGACAACGACCUGAAACACACAGCCAGGGCAACUAAGGAGUGGCUCCGUAAAAACCAUCUCAAGGUCCUGGAGUGGCCUAGCCAGUCUCCAGACCUGAACCUAAUAGAACAUCUUUGGAGGGAGCUGAAAGUCCGUAUUGCCCAGCGACAGCCCCGAAACCUGAAGGAUCUGGAGAAGGUCUGUAUGGAGGAGUGAGCCAAAAUCCCUGCUGCAGUGUGUGCAAACCUGGUCAAGACCUACAGGAAACGUAUGAUCUCUGUAAUUGCAAACAAAGGUUUCUGUACCAAAAUAUUAAGUUCUGCUUUUCUGAUGUAUCAAAUACUUAUGUCAUGCAAUAAAAUGCAAAUUAAUUACUUAAAAAUCAUACAAUGUGAUUUUCUGGAGAGAAAAAAAUUAGAUUCCGUCUCUCACAGUUGAAGUGUACCUAUGAUAAAAAUUACAGACCUCUACAUGCUUUGUAAGUAGGAAAACCUGCAAAAUCGGCAGUGUAUCAAAUACUUGUUCUCCCCACUGUGUGUGUGUGUAUAUAUAUAUAUAUAUAUAUAUAUAUAUAUAUAUAUAUAUAUAUAUAUAUAUAUAUAUAUAUAUAUAUAUAUAUAUAUUAGUGAGGGAAAAAGUAUUUGAUCCCCUGCUGAUUUUGUACGUUUGCCCACUGACAAAGAAAUGAUCAUUCUAUAAUUUGAAUGGUAGGUUUAUUUGAACAGUGAGAGACAGAAUAACAACAAAAAAAUCCAGAAAAACGCAUUUCAAAAAUGUUAUGAAUUGAUUUGCAUUUUAAUGAGGGAAAUAAGUAUUUGACCCCCUCUCAAUCAGAAAGAUUUCUGGCUCCCAGGUGUUUUUUAUACAGGUAACGAGCUGAGAUUAGGAGCACACUCUUAAAGGUAGUGCUCCUAAUCUCAGCUUGUUACCUGUAGAAAAGACACCUGUCCACAGAAGCAAUCAAUCAAUCAGAUUCCAAACUCUCCACCAUGGCCAAGACCAAAGAGCUCUCCAAGGAUGUCAGGGACAAGAUUGUAGACCUACACAAGGCUGGAAUGGGCUACAAGACCAUCGCCAAGCAGCUUGGUGAGAAGGUGACAACAGUUGGUGCGAUUAUUCGCAAAUGGAAGAAACACAAAAUAACUGUCAAUCUCCCUCGGCCUGGGGCAGGGGGACCUGGCGGGCGCUGCAGGAUUUCAGUCCUUCACGGCGUAGUGUGUUACCAAUUGUUUUCUUGGUGACUAUGGUCCCAGCUGCCUUGAGAUCAUUGACAAGAUCCUCCCGUGUAGUUCUGGGCUGAUUCCUCACCGUUCUCAUGAUCAUUGCAACUCCACGAGAUGAGAUCUUGCAUGGAGCCCCAGGCCGAGGGAGAUUGACAGUGCUUUUGUGUUUCUUCCAUUUGCGAAUAAUCGCACCAACUGUUGUCACCUUCUCACCAAGCUGCUUGGCGAUGGUCUUGUAGCCCAUUCCAGCCUUGUGUAGGUCUACAAUCUUGUCCCUGACAUCCUUGGAGAGCUCUUUGGUCUUGGCCAUGGUGGAGAGUUUGGAAUCUGAUUGAUUGCUUCUGUGGACAGGUGUCUUUUUAUACAGGUAACAAGCUGAGAUUAGGAGCACUACCUUUAAGAGUGUGUUCCUAAUCUCAGCUUGUUACCUGUAUAAAAGACACCUGGGAGCCAGAAAUCUUUCUGAUUGAGAGGGGGUCAAAUACUUAUUUCCCUCAUUAAAAUGCAAAUCAAUUUAUAACAUUUUUGCCAUGUGUUUUUCUGGAUUUUACACUGUUCAAAUAAACUUACCAUUCAAAUUAUAGACUGAUCAUUUCUUUGUCAGUGGGCAAAUGUACAAAAAUCAGCAGGGGAUCAAAUACUUUUUUCCCUCACUAUACAUACAUACAUGCAUACAUGUGUGUACAGUCGUGGUCAAAGGUUUUGAGAAUGACACAAGUAUUGGUCUUCACAAAGUUCGCUGCUUCAGUGUUAUGAGAUAUUUUUGUCAGAUGUUACUAUGGUAUACUGAAGUAUUAUUACAAGCAUUCCAUAAGUGUCAAAGGCUUUUAUUGACAAUUACAUUAAGUUUAUGCAAAGAGUCAAUAUUUGCAGUGUUGACCCUUCUUUUUCAAGACCUCUGCAAUCUGCCCUGGCAUGCUGUCUGGGCCACAUACUGACUGAUGGCAGCCCAUUCUUGCAUAAUCAAUGCUUGGCGUUUGUCAGAAUUUGUGGGUUUUUGUUUGUCCACCCACCUCUUGAGGAUCGAGCACAAGUUCUCAAUGUGAUUAAGGUCUGGGGAGUUUCCUGGCCAUGGACCCAAAAUGUCGACGUUUUGUUCCCCGAGCCACUUAGUUAUCACUUUUGCCUUAUGACAAGGUGCUCCAUCAUGCUGGAAAAUGCAUUGGUCGUAACCAAACUGUUCUUGGAUGGUUGGGAGAAGUUGCUCUUGGAGGAUGUGUUGGUACCAUUCUUUAUUCAUGGCUGUGUUCUUAGGCAAAAUUGUGAGUGAGCCCACUCCCUUGGCUGAGAAGCAACCCCACACAUGAAUGGUCUCAGGAUGCUUUACUGUUGGCAUGACACAGGACUAAUGGUAGCGCUCUCCUUGUCUUCUUCAGAAAAAAUUAAGAGACCACUGCAAUUUUUUCUUAAAUCAGCAUCUCUACAUGUAUGACAGCCAUUCCAUUCCAGUGUCUGUUGAAUUCCAACACAGGCACACCUCAUUCUACUGAAUUAGGUACUGAUUAGGUGAUCACAUGAACCAAAUGUUAUUUAACGAGGAAAAGUAAAAACCACUGCUGUGGUCAUCACUAUCCUCUUGCAAUAGGACCAGCUGGAUGGCAAAAACAGUGCUAAUAGUACCUCAAAAGUAAUAUUAAUAAAAAAAUAACUAUUGACCAUGCCAAAAGAGUUGAAAAGGAAAGUUUUGAGUGAGGAAAAGGGUUCAAUUCUGGCUUAGGGAUACAGUGAGCGUCAGGUUGCUUCCAUCCUUAAAAUGUCAAAGAUGUCGGUUCAUAAGAACAAGGUCAAGCAGCAGACAUUGGGGACAACAAAGCUACAGACCGGCAGAGGGCAAAAACGACUCUCUACUGACCGGGAUGACCGCCAACUCAUUCGAAUGUCACUCAACAAUCGUAGGAUGACAUCAAGUGACCUACAAAAAGAAUGGCAAACGGCAGCUGGGGUGAAGUGCACGGCGAGGACGGUUCUAAACAGGCUCCUAGGGGCAGGGCUGAAGUUGUGCAAGGCUAGAAAAAAGCCCUUCAUCAAUGAGAAGCAAAGAAGAGCCAGGCUGAGGUUUGUAAAAGACCAUAAGGAUUGGACCGUAGAGGACUGGAGUAAGGUCAUCUUCUCUGAUGAGUCCAAUUUUCAGCUUUUCCCAACACCAGGUUGUCUAAUGGUUAGACUGAGACCUGGAGAGGCCUACAAGCCACAGUGUCUCGCACCCACUGUGAAAUUUGGUGGAGGAUCGGUGAUGAUCUGGGGGUGCUUCAGCAAGGCUGGAAUCGGGCAGAUUUGUCUUUGUGAAGGACGCAUGAGUCAAGCCACGUACAAGGUUGUCCUGGAAGAGAACUUGCUUCCUUUUGCUCUGACAUUGUUCCCCAACUCUGAGGAUUUGUUUUUCCAGCAGGACAAUGCGCCAUGCCACACAGCCAGGUCAAUCAAGGUGUGGAUGGAGGACCACCAGAUCAAGACCCUGUCAUGGCCAGCCCAAUCUCCUGACCUGAACCCCAUUGAAAACAUCUGGAAUGUGAUCAAGAGGAAGAUGGAUGGUCAUAAGCCAUCAAACAGGUCACCCAACAUCAAUGUGAAAGACUGGUGGAGAGCAUGCCAAGACGCAUGAAAGCUGUGAUUUGAAAAUCAGGGUUAUUCCACCAAAUAUUAAUUUCUGAAAUCUUCCUUAGUUAAAACAUUAGUGUUGUGGUGUUUAAAAAUGAACAUGAACUUAUUUUCUUUGCAUUAUUUGAGGUAGUGUUGUCAGACAUCUUUUUUGUUAUUUUGACCAGUUGUCAUUUUCUGCAAAUAAAUGCUCUAAAUGACAAUAUUUUUAUUUGGAAUUUGGGAGAAAUUGACGUUAUUUGUCGUCUUUCAGCCACGACUCGGUGAAACAUAAGAUAUUAGUUUUUAAUGUUACAUUGGUAGGAUAUACGUGCUUGUAGUUCGUCCACUUUAUUAUCAAGCGAUUGUACGUUGGCCAAUAGUACCGAUGGCAAAUGCAGAUUAGCCACUCAUCGCCGGCUCCUUAGCAGGCACCCCGAUCUCCUUCCGCGAUAUCUGACUUUUCUACUGCAAAUGACGGGGAUGAGGGCCCUGUCGGGUGUCUGGAGCAAAUCCCUCUCGUCGACUCAUUAAAUAAAAAGUAUUAUUAUUAUCAAGGUGAGUAAUCGCUUUUCUGAUGUCCAGAAGCUCUUUUCUGUCAUAAGAGACGGUAGCAGCAACAUUAUGUUCAAAAUAAGUUACAAACAAUGUGAAAAAACAAACAAAAUAGCACUGUUGGUUAACGGCAGCCAUCCCCUCCGGCACCAUCCUCCUCUGGCUAGCAUUAGUUGUUGAUCUUGUUGUUGAUGUGCGUAUAUAGGGAAAGAUGGCCUACCUUUCUAUGGUUGUUUGAUCAAUAGGACUGUAAAGUUCCCAAAUGUAAGAGGACUCGCGUGGUAUUUACAUAUUUGCAGAAAUCCAUUCGGGUGUAUUUUGUGGCUUUUGCCGAAAGCGUUCUAAUCUAAGGUUGUACUGUUGCAAGUGCCUGUAAACACACAGUCCCGUUCAAAGUAAAUGAUGACAGGACCGUGUGGCAAUUGGCUUGUUGCAUAAAGGUCUACUGUAGCUCUGAUUUGGCUAUGGCGCACCGGUCUGCAUAGACUUCGGUCCUGGACAAGACAGAUGUUUUUAUUAGGUUUUAUUUGCUGCAGUGUCUAUUAAUUGUCCAAACGCACGGCUGCUUUCCCACUCUAUAUUGCUAUAGAAUGUUCACAAAUGCUUUACUAUACGUAAUUCCUAAACAUUAGAAGAAUUUAUGAAAACAUGAAAAUGACUCGCUUGUCAAAAUGUUUUUUUUCUUUGUCAUUCUUCCUGGUGGUAUAUACAGUUCUUUCGGAAAGUAUUCAGACCCCUUGACUUUGUCCACAUUUUGUUAUGUUAGCCUUAUUCUAAAAUGGCGUAAAUUGUGUUUUUCCUCAUCAAUCUACACACAAUACCCCAUAAUGACAAAGCGAAAACAGGUUUUUAGAAAUGUUAGCAAAUGUAUUACAAAUAAAAAAACUGAUACCUUACUUGCAUAAGUAUUCAAACCCUUUGCUAUGAGACUCGAAAUUGAGGUCAGGGGCAUCCUGUUUCCAUUGAUCAUCCUUGGUGUUUCUACAACUUGAUUGGAGUCCAACUGUGGUAAAUUCAAUUGAUUGGACAUGAUUUGGAAAGGCACACACCAGUCUAUAUAAGGUCCCACAUUUCUGCAGGAUUGAAGGUCCCCAAGAACACAGUGGCCUCCAUUCUUAAAUGGAAGCAGUUUCAAACCACCCAGACUCUUCCUAGAGCUGGUCGCACGGCCAAACUGAGCAAUUGGGGGAGAAGGGCCUUGGUCAGGGAGGUGACCAAGAACCCGAUGGGCAUUCUGACAGAGCUCCAGAGUUCCUCUGUGGAGAAUGGAGAACCUUCCAGAAGGACCACCAUCUCUGUAGCACUCCACCAAUCAGGCCUUUAUGGUAGUGGCCAGACGGAAGCCACUCCUCAGUAAAAGGCAUAUCAUAGCACGCUUGGGAUUUGCCAAAAGGCACUUAAAGUACUCUGUCCUUGAGAAACAAGAUUCCCUGUCUGAUGAAACCAAGAUUUAACUCUUUGGCCUUCCCUACGGUGAAGCAUUGUGGUGGCAGCAUCAUGCUGCAGGGAUGUUUUUCAGCGGCAGGGACUGGGAGACUAGUCAGGAUCAAGGGAAAGAUGAACGGAGCAAAGUACAGAGAUCUUUGAUGAAAACCUACUCCAGAGCGCUCAGGACCUCCGACUGGGGCGAAGGUUCACUUUCCAAUAGGACAACGACCCUAAGCACACAGCCAAGACAACACAGGAGUGGCUUCGGGAUAAGUCUCUGAAUGUCCUAGAGUGGCCCAGCCAGAGCCCGGACUUGAACCCAAUUGAACAUCUCUGGAGAGACCUGAAAAUAGCUGUGCAGCGACGCUCCCCAUCCAACCUCAUAGAGCUUGACAGGAUCUGCAGAGAAGAAUGGGAGACACUCCCCAAAUAUAGGUGUGCCAAGCUUGUAAUGUCAUACCCAAGAAGACUCGAGGCUGUAAUCGCUGCCAAAGGUGCUUCAACAAAGUACUGAGUAAAGGGUCUGAAUACUUAUGUAAAUGUGAUAUUUCUGUUUCUUUUCUUUUAUACUUUUACAAACAAAACAUUUUUGGAGGGCUUUGUCAUGUGGUUUUGUGUGUAGAUUGAGAGGAAAAAAACGAUUUCACCUAUUUUAGAAUAAGGCUGUAACGUAACAAAAUGUGUGGUCUGAAUACUUUCCGAAUUCACUGAAUGAACAGAUUUUAAUAAGAUUUAAUGUUGCUAAUAUGCUGUCGGUUCCACUUUAAGUGUUCUAGCAAUAAACCAGCACAGCUGUUAUAUUCUGCUCCACACUCAUUCCUAAAACGUGCAGAAUUUCAGUUCCUCCUCUUUUGUUCCCAUUGCAGGUGAGCAUGCUAAGCAAGGGCUUCGGGGAAGUGGGGGACCCUAAAGGAGGCAGUACAGGGACGACCAGCGGCUCCCAGUUCUUGGAGCAGUUUAAGACUGCCCAGGCCUUGGCCCAGCUGGCCACCCAGCACUCCAAGACAGGACAGCCCACCCCCUCCUCUUGGGACACCAGCUCUGCAGCGCUGGGCCAGUAUGGUAAGAGGACACUCAGGGAGAUACUGGGACCAUAGGGACAGUUUGGAUGGUUGUCAAGUAAAGCAGGGGGUGUACAUAGAGGCUAGGCUAACUUGGGUUUGCAGAGAGUUAGAAAUGCCUACAUGACUGGUAUUUCUGGUUACGAAGAGGACACGUCUUAUUUGCCCUAUGCAAGGUUCAGAUAUUUGUUUUUAGACGUUUAUAUCCAUCAGGUGAAGCCCCUACCUUCCUUUCUCUAAUCACCCCCCCCCCCACAGACAUGAACGCCCAGCCGGAGCCUGCGGCCAAUAGCCCCUUCACAAAGCGCCAGCCCUACCAACCCACCUCCGUGUUGGACGCCUUCCUCCCCCCUUCCGUCUCCUCCUCCCUGCCCCCACAGAGCACCCCCUCGUCCCACAUGGCGCCCGCCGUGACCGCCCUCCCCAAGAUGGUGGUGCCCCCCCUUGGGCAGCAGGUGUCCCCUGGCUCGCCGGACGCCCAGGGCUCCAGCCCCCUGCCAUUGCAGCAGCACAAGCUCAAGCAGCAGAAGAAGAGGACCUCCAUCACCACCAAGGUAACAGCUCAACAUUGAUACAAAGUUCAAGUCAAAUUUGAUUUGCCACAUGCGCCGAAUACAACACCUUAAAGUGAAAUGCUUACUUACAAGCCCUUAACCAACAAUGCAGUUUUAAGAAAAUUUUAAAAAGUAAAAAAUAGCCGGUCAUGCUGUGCCCAACUUCUAAUUAUUUUCUUCAGGUAACACUUGCUCACUCGCAGCAAACAGUGAGCACACAUUCAUUUACUUUCAGCACUCUGUUUGCCUAACCCCUAUGUAUCCCUACAUCUCUCUACUUUUUCAUAACUUAAUUUCCUUGCUUUCUCAGACAUCAACCAUAUCUUUAUUAUAUUUUAUUCCAGAUCCCAGCGAUGCCGGUGGAGAUGCCUGGCUCGGCAGACAUUUCUGGGCUCAACCUGCAGUUUGGAGCGCUGCAGUUUGGCUCUGAACCUGUGCUCCAGGAGUAUGACAGCAUCCCCGCCACCACCACACCAGGCAGCCAGGUUCAGAACAGCCUCUACAUAAGCCCCAGCAGGUGAGCAUUCAUACCAGACACAGCUAAAUGAGUGUAAGAUGGGGUCUUGUACAACUGUAACACCACACACAGACCCAUGUGUAGCAUCGAUCACUUGGCCCCACUUGAGCUUUGAGACUGGACCCCUUCUCCUUUCUCAAAGUAGGCCAUGGCUUUAUGUAAUCUCCCUGCUUCUCCUCCUCCAGUGAGGCGACUCCCUCCCUGUCCAACCCCAGUCAGAUGGACAUAUACGACCAGAGGGCUCCCCAGGCCCGGCGCUACCCCACAGUCUCCUUCCCGCAGAAAGACAUGCAGAAUAAGGUGAGCCUCCAUUCAUUCAUUGCGCCAUUCAUAUCGCUAUGCCUCCUAGAGAUUCAUUCCUCCAGUCAUAUUUCAUUGAUUCCUAGAUAAAUGCGAAAUAAAUUGCUCUGUUCACUUUUCUUUGAACGGCUCCCUCUGUUACUGAAUGGACUGUUGCUAUGGAAACGUCUCCCCUACGUUAGUGUACCCUAACAAGCCCACCUGAACUUGUUUUUUCAGAAUGGAUUCAGUUCAAUACAGACGCAAUCUGUUGAAGGUGAGUCAUUUUGGUAGUUGUGUGGGUUUGUAGUGAAGGAAGUCUGAAUGUUGAAGUGGGACUCAGCUCAUUUCCUGGAUGUAGGUUAAGUACUCUGGAGCCAUGCCUGUUAUUUUGUGGUCCUCUAUUAGUAUUUUAUGGCUAUUCAUUCAAAGUAACCCUUAAAGGGGGAUACAGCUUGGAAUGGCAAUCUAUGGACCAUCUCCCCAAUCAGACAGUAUGUGUAUUGUAGAGCUGUCGUCCAUCUGGGUUGGCACUAAUUCCAGAAUUCUCUCGCUCCCUCUCUCCAUCUCGUCUCUGUUCAGUCUGCCCAGCUGUAGUGUCUGUGAAGUCAGCCUCAGAUUCGGCCGCACCCGCGUCAGUCUCCAUGGCUACAUUGACGGACAGUGGCUCAGGGCCCGCCUCCUUGUCGACCACAUCCAAUCAGUCAUUGCUCAGCACUCUGGGGCACAAUGAAGACCUGCCCCCGAAUACCAUGCCUCAGCACAGCAAGUAAGAUGGUACCCUGAAUGGUUUGAACGAAGGGCUUGAGUGAUAUUUUUUUCAGCUUUCAUAUUUUGUAUACAUUUCAUGGCUUACAAUAUCAGAUUACUUCAUACAGUCAGAUAUUUUAGAUGGGUCAUGUACAUUCAAGGACAUUUAUACAUUGUUAGAAGGAAGUGCUUCACAGCUCCUAGUCCCGGGGACCCAAAGGGGUGCACCACCCUCAUACACCCAACCCCAAUGAGAGGUUUGAUGGGUCCCGAGGGCCAGCACCAGCUGAGGUGUACGGACAGAUAUGGUAGCAGAUUCUCAGCGGGACCAAGCCAUCCACACAAUGGGUGCAAAUAACAACAAAAGCAACAUUAGUCAGUCAAGCAAUUUACAAGUCGAAAGGAGGGCCUUUGUAGAAGGUGUAUGAAGGGGCCCCUAGCUGGAAUUAAAGUGUAAUGUAUUUUUUCUAAUUUUAAAAAGUGAAUUAAGUCCUGCACGUUUUUCCACUCAAUAACUUGUCUCUUGCAAGGAUAGUAGAGAAAGCAAUUGCAGCCUGCACCAGCCUGGAAACCAUUAACCAAUUUUUUUCAAUUUUCGCCUAAAAUGAAGGAUAUGCAUAUUCUUGAUACCAUUUGAAAGGAAACACUUUGAAGUUUGUGGUAAUGUGAAAUUAAUGUAGGAGAAUAUAACACAUUAGAUCUGGUAAAAUGUAAUACAAACAAAAAAACAUGUGUUGUCUUAUUUUUUAUUUUAUUUCCAUCUUUGAAACGCAAGAGAAAGGCCACAAUAUAAUAUUGCAGUUUAGGCGCAGUUUAGAUUUUGGCCACUAGAUGGCAGCAGUGUGUGUGCAAAGUUCCAGAUUGAUCCAGUGAAGCAUUGCAAUACAAGUCUGCCCAAAUGUGCCGAAUUGGUCAAUUGAUACAUUUCCAAGUACAUAACUAUAGAGAAGAUACAAAAAUGAUAUGGUAAUACAAAAUGUAAGUUUACACACUCCCAGGAAUGUCAUACAUGAUGGAUCAUUAGCUUAUACACUAAGUUUCACGCAUCUAGAUGGCGGGGUGGGUGUGGAGCCAGAGACAGCAGGGGUUCAAACUGUAGAACCCAGUUCCUACUUUUUGAAUAUAAAAAAUGAUUUUAUCAAACAAAACGAUGCUACCUUUUAUCUCUGGGACCCUUAGGAUGACAAAUCAGAGCAAGAUUACUUAAUGUAAGUACAUUAUAUACCUUCAGAGGUGAAUGUAUCAAACCAGUUGCCGUGAUACGUUUCUUGUUGUGCACUCUCCUCAAACAAUAGCAUGGUCUUUUUUCCUUGUAAUAGCUACUGAAAAUUGGAUAGUGCAGUUAGAUUAACAAGAAUUUAAGCUUUCUGCCCAUAUAAGACAUGUCGUAUGUCCUGGAAAGUUUGCUGUUACUUACAACAGUCAGGCUAAUCACAUUAGCGCACGUUAGCUCAACCGUCCCAUAUACGGGACACCAAUCCCAUAGAGGUUAAACCAGUAGGUACUAGACCAAAAGGUGCCAUCAAAUCAAAGGUUAUUUGUCACAUGCGCCGAAUACAACCAGUGUAGACCUUACUGUGAAAUGCUUACUUACAAGCCCUUAACCAAAACUGCAGUAUUAAGAAAAUGGAGUUAAGAAAAUAUUUACUACAUCAACUAAAGAAAAAAUAAGAGCAACAAUAUUAGAACAAUAACGAGGCUAUAUAAAGGGGGUACCGGUACCUAGUCAAUGUGUGGGGGUACAGGUUAGUUGAGGUAAUUGAGGUAAUAUGUACAGGACCAGUCAAAAGUUUGGACACCUACUCAUUCAAGGGUUUGUCAUUAUUUGUACUAUUUUGUACAUUGUAGAAUAAUAGUGAAGACAUCAAAACUAUGAAAUAACACAUAUGGAAUCAUGUAGUAACCAAAAAAGUGUUAAACAAAUCAAAAUAUUAUAAAUUUGAGAUUCUUCAAAGUAGCCACCCUUUGCCUUGAUGACAGCUUUGCACACUCUUGGCAUUCUCUCAACCAGCUUCAUGAGGAAUGCUUUUCCAACCGUCUUGAAGGAGUUCCCACAUAUGCUGAGCACUUAUUGGCUGCUUUUCCUUCACACUGCGGUCCAAUUAAUCCCAAACCAUCUCAAUUGGGUUGAGGUCAGGUGAUUGUGGAGGCCAGGUCAUGUGAUGCAGCACUCCAUUACAUUUACACUCCAUCACUCUCCUUCUUGAUCAAAUAGCCCUUACACAGCCUGGAGGUGAAAAACAAAUGAUAGUCUCACUAAGCGCAAACCUGAUGGGAUGGCGUAUGCUGUGGUAGCUAUGCUGGUUAAGUGUGCCUUGAAUUCUGGCUUUCGCAGAUUCUGCCAUUACUCUCCUGAAGUUGCCGGUAAUAGGCUACACGAGGAGUCGGCAACCUUUCUCAUGAAUGCCAAUUUAUCUUACCACUUCUACCGAUCUGCGUGCCAGUUAUGGUUUUCAUAUGCACAUUUUCGUGAAACAAUUUCGUUUAAUUUAUAGGCAUAUAUCAAUCCUUGUCAUCUGGUUUAAUCAAAAUUCUAUAAAGAUCUAAAUGAAAAUUAUACAAACCUAAUGAAGUAACUUCUAUUGCCAUCUAUAUAAAAUUAGUCUACAUAAAGCCAAUAAAUAAAACAUUGCAGCCUGCAAGUAGAAAAUAUCCUGAUUUUAAAAUAAAUAUCUUAUAAAUCACAUUGGCAACACAUGGCCUGUCUGCAACGAGCUGUCAUCAAGGCAAAGGGUGGCUACUUUGAAGAAUCUCAAAUAUAAAAUAUAUUUUGAUUUGUUUAACACUUUUUUGGUUACUACAUGAUUACAUGUGUUAUUUCAUAGUUUUGAUGUCUUCACUAUUAUUCUGAGGCAUGAGGACUGCAGAUGUGGCCAGGGCAAUAAAUUGGAAUGUCCGUACUGUGAGACGCCUAAGACAGCGCUACAGGGAGACAGGACGGACAGCUGAUCGUCCUCGCAGUGGCAGACCACGUGUAACAACACCUACACAGGAUCGGUACAACCGAACAUCACACCUGCGGGACAGGUACAGGAUGGCAACAACAACUGCCCGAGUUACACCAGGAACGCACAAUCCCUCCAUCAGUGCUCAGACUCUCCGCAAUAGGCUGAGAGAGGCUGGACUGAGGGCUUGUAGGCCUCACCAGACAUCACCGGCAACAACGUCGCCUAUGGGCACAAACCCACCGUCGCUGGACCAGACAGGACUGGCAAAAAGUGCUCUUCACUGACGAGUCGCGGUUUUGUCUCACCAGGGGUGAUGGUCGGAUUCGCGUUUAUCGUCAAAGGAAUCAGCGUUACACCGAGGCCUGUACUCUGGAGCAGGAUUGAUUUGGAGGUGGAGGGUCCGUCAUGGUCUCGGGCGGUGUGUCACAGCAUCAUUGGACUGAGCUUCUUGUCAUUGCAGGCAAUCUCAAUGCUGUGCAUUAAAGGGAAGACAUCCUCCUCCCUCAUGUGGUACCCUUCCUGCAGGCUCAUCCUGACUUGACCCUCCAGCAUGACAAUGCCACCAGCCAUACUGCUCUUUCUGUGUGUGAUUUCCUGCAAGACAGGAAUGUCAGUGUUCUGCCAUGGCAAGCGAAGAGCCCUGAUCUCAAUCCCAUUGAGCACGUCUGGGACCUGUUGGAUUGGAGGGUGAGGGCUAGGGCCAUUCCCCCCAGAAAUGUCUGGGAACUAAUGGGGUGUCUUUGUGGAAGAGUGAGGUAACAUCUCAAAGCAAGAACUGGCAAAUCUGGUGCAGUCCAUGAGGAGGAGAUGCAUUGCAGUACAUUGUGGUCCUCUGUAGCUGAAUUGGUAGAGCAUGGCGCUUGUAACGCCAGGGUUGUGGGUUCGAUCCCCGGGACCACCCAUACGUAAAAAUGUAUGCGCACAUGACUAAGUCGCUUUGGAUAAAAGCGUCUGCUAAAUGGCAUAUUAUUAUUAUUUUUAAUGCAGCUGGUGGCCACACCAGAUACUGACUGUUACUUUUGAUUUUGACUCCCCCUUUGUUCAGGGACACAUUAUUCAAUUUCUGUUAGUCACGUCUGUGGAACUUGUUCAGUUUGUCUCAGUUGUUUAAUCUUAUGUUCAUACAAAUAUGUUAAGUUUGCUGAAAAUAAAUGCAGUUGACAGUGAGAGGACAUUUCUUUUUUUGCAGUGUGUAUAUCAGUGCCUUCGGAAAGUAUUCAGACCCCUUGACUUUUUCCACAUAUUGUUACGUUACAGAAUUAUUCGAAAAUUGAUUCAAUUCAUCAAUCUACACAAAAUACUAUUUUCAGGUCUCUCCAGAGUUGUUCAAUCGGGUUCAGGUCCGGGCUCUGGCUAGGCUACUCCUGCAUUGUCUUGGCUGUGUGCUUACGGUCGUUGUCCUGUUGGAAGGUGAACCUUCGCCCCAGUCUGAGGUCCUGAGCGCUCUGGAGCAGAGUUUCAUCAAGGAUAUCUCUCUACUUUGCUCCGUUCGUCUUUGCCUCGAUCCUGACUAGUCUCCCAGUCCCUGCCGCUGAAAAAUAUCCCCACAGCAUGCUGCCACCACCAUGCUUCACCGUAGGGAUGGUGCCAGGUUUCCUCCAGACAUGAUGCUUGGCAUUCAGGCCAAUCUUAGUUUCAUCAGACCAGAGAAUCUUGUUUCUCACGGUCAGAGUCUUUAGGAUGUCUUUUGUCAAACUCCAAGCGGGCUGUCAUGUGCAUUUUUAGAGAGGAGUGGCUUCCGUCUGGCCACUCUACCAUAAAGGCCUGAUUGGUUGAGUGCUGUAGAGAUGGUUAUCCUUCUGGAAGUUUCUCCCAUCUCCACAUAGGAACUCUGGAGCUCUGUCAGUGACCAUCAGGUUCUUGGUUACCUCCCUGACCAAGGCCCUUCUCCCUCGAUUGCUCAGUUUGGCCGGGCGGCCAGCUCUAGGAAGAGCCUUGGUGGUUCAAAACUUCUUCCAUUUAAGGAUGAUGGAGGCCACUGUGUUCUUGAGGACCUUCAAUGCUGCAGACAUUUUUUCGUACCCUUCCCCAGAUCUGUGCCUUGACACGAUCCUGUUUCCGAGCUCUAGGGACAAUUCCUUCGACCUCAUGGCUUGGUUUUUGCUCUGACAUGCACUGUCAACUGUGGGACCUUAUAUAGACAUGCCAAAAUCAUGUCCAAUCAAUUUAAUUUACCACAGGUGUACUCCAAUCAAGUUGUAGAAGCAUCUCAAGGAUGAUCAAUGGAAACAGGAUGCACCUGAGCUCAAUUUUGAGUCUCAUGGCAAAGGGUCUGAAUACUUACGUAAAUAAGGUAUUUCUGUUUUUAAGUUGCAAAAAUUUCUAAAAACUGUUUGCUUCGUCAUUAUGGGGUAUUUUGUGUAGAUUCCUGAGGACUUUAUCAAAUAUAAUCCAUUUUAGAAUAAGACUGUAACGUAACAAAGUGGAAAAAGUCAAGGGGUCUGAAUACUUUCCGAAGGCACUGUAUAUGUUAAUGCUCGACUAAAACAAUCUUGGUCGACCAACAGCCUAACGACCAAACAAUCGACCAGUCGACUAUUUGGGGUCAGCCCUAAGGAAAAAUGUACCCAUAUACAUGUUGCUUUUCCCCUGACCUUGUCUGACCCACCUGAAAUACUGAACAAUUGUAACCACCCCCCCCCCCCUCCCCCCAAUGCCUGAACCCACCAUAGGCUCAGGCCCAACCCUGGAUACCUCAUUGGCUCUGGGUCUGAGGUGCACAUUAUGCUCCCCUAGUCUCCCGACACUAACUUCAUUUAUGAGUCCAUCUUAGGUAAAAAUUAAAAGUUACAAUAACUUUUUUUUUAACGGGGAUCAUCGAUGAUAUAUUACAAUUAGAAGACAGCGGAAAAAAUAUGUACAUAAUUCAUCCAUUGAAAGCUUUUGGAGUCGGGCUCCCAGACACAAACCAGGACCCAGGACUGGGUCCAGCGCGCUUCGUAUACCAAAAUAACAUAUAGCCGUAGCUUGUCUGUUAGCCACACAUAUCGCAUUGCUAUAAGAUUGUGUAUUCCCUUAUAUAAAAAUUAUCAUAAAAAUAAAGACCAAUGGAAGAAAUAGACCAGAAGAUGUACAAGUUGAGUAAUUCUCUACUUACGCCUUCAUAAUACAACGAAAAUAGGCAUGAUAGUUUCAAUAAAUAGGGCAUGGCCCGGUAGUAUUACCUUGCACCGGUGUCUUUUUUGGUAAGGUUAUUCUCUGCUAGGAAGGCAGCGGCUUCAGCCUUGGAUACGAAGGACAACACGUUCUUUAUGUCCAUGAAGGCGCUUCUCUGCUUCUGAAUCUCCACAGAGUAUUCGGGAUCCGUGCAUUUUUAAUGCUCAGAUGGCCCUUCCCUCGAGAGUCGUAUGUGUAGUUUGUCUUGGAAUCGCAUAAAUCUUACCUAGACAUUGCACGAUGGGUGACCUGGUGCAGGGGGGCCACUUGGAGACCUGUGCACAAUUUCUAGGUCAAUUCGUGCAGGGAUACUGGAGCCGAACAGGUUGAAGAAUGCUGUAGGAUCCUGAUUUUGAGUGACAUUUGAAGAGUUUGGAUUGAACAGUCGUGGUCAAAGGUUUUGAGAAUGACACAAGUAUUGGUCUUCACAAAGUUUGCUGCUUCAGUGUUUUUAGAUACUUUUGUCAGAUGUUACUAUGGUAUACUAAAGUAUAAUUACAAGCGUUCCAUAAGUGUCAAUGGCUUUUAUUGACAAUUACAUUAAGUUUAUGCGAAGAGUCAAUAUUGGCAGUGUUGACCCUUCUUUUUCAAGACCACUGCAAUCCGCCCUGGCAUGCUGUCAAUUAACUUCUGGGCCACAUCCUGACUGAUGGCAGCCCAUUCUUGCAUAAUCAAUGCUUGGAGUUUGUCAGAAUUUGUGGGGUUUUGUUUGUCCACCCGCCUCUUGAGGAUUGACCACAAGUUCUCAAUGGGAUUAAGGUCUGGGGAGUUUCCUGGCCAUGGACCCAAAAUGUUGAUGUUUUGUUCCCCGAGCCACUUAGUUAUCACUUUUGCCUUAUGGCAAGGUGCUCCAUCAUGCUGGAAAAGGCAUCGUUCGUCACCAAACUGUUCUUGGAUGGUUGGGAGAAGUUUCUCUCGGAGGAUGUGUUGGUACCAUUCCUCAUUCAUGGCUGUGUUCUUAGGCAAAAUUGUGAGUGAGCCCACUCCCUUGGCAGAGAAGCAAUCCCACACAUGAAUGCUUUACUGUUGGCAUGACACAGGACUGAUGGUAGCGCUCACCUUGUCUUCUCCAGACAAGCUUUUUUCCGGAUGCCCCAAACAAUCGGAAAGGGGAUUCAUCAGAGAAAAUGACUUUACCCCAGUCCUCAGCAGUCCAAUCCCUGUACCUUUUGCAGAAUAUCAGUCUGUCCCUGAUGUUUUUCCUGGAGAGAAGUGGCUUCCUUGCUGCCCUUGACACCAGGCCAUCCUCCAAAAGUCUUCGCCUCACUGUGCGUGCAGAUGCACUCACACCUGCCUGCUGCCAUUCCUGAGCAAGCUCUGCACUGGUGGUGCCCCGAUCCCGCAGCUGAAUCAACUUUAGGAGACGGUCCUGGCGCUUGCUGGACUUUCUUGGGCGCCCUGAAGCCUUCUUCACAACAAUUUAACCUCUCUCCUUGAAGUUCUUGAUGAUCCGAUAAAUGGUUGAUUUAGGUGCAAUCUUACUAGCAGCAAUAUCCUUGCCUGUGAAGCCCUUUUUGUGCAAAGCAAUGAUGACGGCACGUAUUUCCUUGCAAGUAACCAUGGUUAACAGAGGAAGAACAAUGAUUUCAAGCACCUCCCUCCUUUUUAAAGCUUCCAGUCUGUUAUUCUAACUCAAUCAGCAUGACAGAGUGAUCUCCAGCCUUGUCCUCGUCAACACUCUCACCUGUGUUAACGAGAGAAUCACUGACAUGUCAGCUGGUCCUUUUGUGGCCGGGCUGAAAUGCCCGGCCACAAAAGUUUUUUGGGGGGGAUUAAGUUGAUUUUCAUGGCAAAGAGGGACUUUGCAAUUAAUUGCAAUUCAUCUGAUCACUCUUCAUAACAUUCUGGAGUAUAUGCAAAUUGCCAUCAUAAAAACUGAGGCAGCAGACUUUGUGAAAAUUAAUAUUUGUCAUUCUCAAAACUUUUGACCACGACUGUAGUAGUGCCAGUAGAUAAUGGUUCUUUAUUCAACUAAAUUGAUGGAUGAUUGUUUGUUCUCUCUCCAGUUCCCUUUCUACACAACAGAACAGUCUUGCUCUAGCACAAGUCUGCAUAUCCAGCGCCAGUCAAAUGGUGAGUGUGUGUGUGAGCGAGAAGAGAAAGCAUUUCCUGUGAUAGAGGAUUAAUCAAUUACUACUUAAUCUAACCUAGUGGGGAUUUAAUCCUAUUUAUCAUAACAAUCUCCUCUUCUCUCCAUCCAUCCCUCCUUCAUCCAUCCUUACAGCUCCAGAGCGUAGACAACUCCAGCUUGCACACCUCCUUCCCCUCUGUCUCGGCGGUGUCCUCUUCCUCGGUCCCCUCUUCCUCGUCGGUGGAUGCAGCAGCUCAUCAGGUCUCCAUGGGGGCCCCUCAGCCCUCUUCAGUGAACACAGUGUCUCAGUCGGUCCCCUCGGGCAUGGGCCCCGUCAGCAGCCUAGCGGGCAUGGGCCCCGUCAGCAGCCUAGCGGGCAUGGGCCCCGUCAGCAGCCUAGCGGGCAUGGGCCCCGUCAGCAGCCUAGCGGGCAUGGGCCCCGUCAGCAGCCUAGCGGGCAUGGGCCUCCACACAACAGCCUCCAUGGGACCUCCAGCCGUAGCCUCUGCAGCCCAAGCCCAGGCAAUCGCUUCCUCCGCCUCCUCACGCAGCUCUGUAGUCUCCUCAGGUUAGACAUGGGUUGUUGGUUAAGGGGAGUGCGUCCCAAAUGGCACCCUAUUCCCUAUAUGUAGUGCACUACUUUUGACGGGAGCCUUCAGAAAGUAUUCAUACCCCUUGACUUAUUCCUCAUUUUGUUGUUACAGCCUGAAUUCAAAAUGGAUUUAAAAAAAUAAUCUCAUCCAUCUACACACAAUACACCAUAAAAACCUCCCUGGUCACACCCCUGAGUCAAUACUUUGUAGAAUAACCUUUGGCAGCGAGUACAGCUGUGAGUCUUUCUGGGUAAGUCUAAGAGCUUUCCACACAUGGAUUGUGCAACAUUUGCCCAUUAUUCUAUUCAAAAUUCUUCAAGCUCUGUCAAAUUGGUUGUUGAUCAUUGCUAGACUACCAUUUUCAGGUCUUGCCGUAUAUUUUAGUCAAAACUGUAACUCUGCUACUCAGGAACAUUCACUGUCUUGGUAAGAAACUCGUGUAGAUUUGGCCUUGUGUUUAGGUUAUUGUCCUGCUGAAAGGCGAAUUAAUCUCCCAGUGUCUGGUGGAAAGCAGAAUGAACCAGGUUUUCCUCUAGGAUUUUGCCAGUGCUUAGCUCAUUCCAUUUAUUUUUUUAACCUGAAAAACUCUCCAGUCCUUAACGAUUACAAGCAGCAUACCCAUAACAUGAUGCAGCCACCACUAUGCUUGGAAAUAUGGAUGGUGGUGCUCAGUAAUGUGUUGAAUUGGAUUUGCUCCAAACAUAACACUUUGUAUUCAGGACAAAAAGUUAAUUGCUUUGCCACAUUCUUUGCAGUAUUACUUUAGUGCAUUGUUGCAAACAGGAUGCAUGUUUUGCAAUAUUUUUCUUCUGUACAGGCUUCCGUUUCACUCUGUCAAUUAGGUUAGUAUUGUGAUGUAACUACAGUGUUGGAUCAGUUUCUCAUCACAGCCAUUAAACUCUGUAACUGUUUUAAAGUCGCCAUUGGCCUCAUGGUGAAAUCCCUGAGCAGUUUAGUUCCUCUCCUUUGCGAGGCACUGAAAAACCUCCCUGGUCUUUGUGGUUGAAUCUGUUUGAAAUUCACUACUCGACUGAGGGACCUUACAGAUAAUUGUAUUUGUGGGGUACAGAGAUGUAGACAUUCAAAAAAUAAUGUAAAUAAUAUGAAAUUGUAAUGGUCACAUACACAUAUUUAGCAGAUGUUAUUGCGGGUGUAGCGAAAUGCUUGUGUUCCUAGCUCCAACAGUGCAGUAGUAUCUAACAACAAUACACAAAUCUAAAAGUAAAAGAAUGGAAUUAAGAAAUAUAUAAAUAUUAGGACGAGCAAUGUCGGAGGGGCAUUGACUAAAAUACAGUAGAAUAGAAUACAGUAUAUACGUGAGAUGAGUAAAGCAGAAUGUAAACAUUAUGAAAGUGACUGUUCCAUUAUUAAAGUGAACAGUGAUUGCAUGUCUAUGUACGUAGGGCAGCAGCCUCUAAGGUGCAGGGUUGAGUAACCGGGUGGUAGCAGGCUAGUGAUGGCUAUUUAACAGUCUGAUGGCCUUUGAUAGAAGCUUUUUUUCAGUCUCUAGGUCCCAGCUUUGAUGCACCUGUACUGACCCCGCCUUCUGGAUGAUAGCGGGGUGAACAGACGGUGGCUCGGGUGGUUGUUGAUCUUUUUGGCCUUCCUGUGACAUCGGUGCUGUAGGUGUCCUGGAGGGCAGGCAGUUUGCCCCCAGUGAUGCGUUGGGCAGACCGCACCACCCUCUGGAGAGCCCUGCGGUUGCGGGCGGUGCAGUUGCCGUACCAGGCGGUGAUACAGCCCGACAGGAUGCUCUCAAUUGUGCAUCUGUAAAAGUUUGUAAGGGUCUUCGAGGCCAAGCCACAUUUCUUCAGCCUCCUGAAGAAUCUCAAUUGAAUCCAUUUUAAAUUCAGGCUGUAACUCAACAAAAUGUGGAAAAAGUCCAGGGGCACUGUAUAGGGAAAAGGGUGCCAUUUAGGAUGCAGACAGGGGUCUCCGGUUUAGAUGUGGGAUGUAAGCGUGUUGUAAACUUGAAGUGUGUUUUUUUUCUUUUUCUAAUACUAUAAUUUCCAUCCUAUUAUUUCAUACGUUUUGUAUUUUGUUUCUGCUGGUCUCUUUACAGGGAAAGCACCUCCUAACCUUCCUCCUGGAGUGCCUCCUCUGCUGCCCAACCCGUACAUCAUGGCCCCCGGGCUACUGCACGCCUACCCUGUAAGUGGGUCUUUCUAUAAAUAAUGGGGCCAAUGUGUGACAUUGGGAUCAACAUUUUUUAAAUGUUUUGAAACCAAAAUAAAAAUGAUUUAUGUAGUUUCAUAUGUGUGCUUAGAGGAAUAUUUGCAAAUUACCCCAUGACUCCACCUAUACAACUACGUAGGCCUAGGACUAUACAUCCUUUAAGCAGGGUUCAUACAGACAUUGGCAAGCCAAAUUCAAAGAAUUUCAGGGACUAUUUCAAGCACUUAAUUGUACUUUUCAAGGAUCUCAAUGUAAUAUCUCCAGAGUGGCGCAGUGGUCUAAGGGAUCCUGGUUCGAAUCCAGGCUCUGUCGUAGCCGGCCGCGACCGGGAGACCCAUGGGGCGGCGCACAUGGAUGUAGCUCAGUUGGUAGAGCAUGGCGUUUGCAAUGCCAGGGUUGUGGGUUCGAUUCCCACGGGGGACCAGUAUGAAAAAUACAAAAUAUUAUGUAUGCUCUCUCUAACUGUAAGUCGCUCUGGAUAAGAACGUCUGCUAAAUGACUAACAUUUAAAUGUAAAAAUGUAUAAUUUACAGCGCUUUCGGAAAGUAUUCAGACCCCUUGACUUUUUCCACUUUUUUUACAUUACAGCCUUAUUCUAAAAUGGAUUAAAGAAAUAAAAUCCUCAUCAAUCUACACACAAUACCCCAUAAUGACAAAGCGAAAACUGGUUUUUAGAAACUUUAGCUAAAUAAACAAUAUAAAUACUUUAUUUAUAAGUAUUCAGACCCUUUGCUUUGAAACAAGAAAUUGAGCUCAGGUGCAUCCUUUUUCCAUUGUUCAUCCUUGAGAUGUUUCUACAAUUUGAUUGGAGUCCACCUGUGGUAAAUUCAAUUGAUUGGACAUGAUUUGGAAAGGCACACACGUCUAUAUAAGGUCCCACAGUUGACAGUCCAUGUCAGAACAAAAACCAAGCCAUGAGGUCGAAGGAAUUGUCCGUAGAGAUCCGAGACAGGAUUGUGCUUCAACAAAGUACUGAGUAAAUGCUCUGAAUACAGCUCAGUGUUCAACACCUUAGUGCCCACAAAGCUCAGCACUAAGCUAAGGACCCUGGGACUAAAAACCUCCCUCUACAACUGGAUCCUGGACUUCCUGAUGGGCCGCCCCAAGGUGGUAAGGGUAGGCAACAACACAUCUGCCACGCUGAUCCUCAACACGGGGUUCCCGUAGGGGUGUGUGCUUAGUCCCCUCCUGUACUCCUUGUUCACCCACGACUGCGAGGCCAAGCAUGACUCAAACGCCAUCAUUAAGUUUGCUGACGACACAACGGUGGUAGGCCUGAUCACCGACAACGAUGAGACAGCCUAUAGGGCGGAGGUCAGACCUGGCAGUGUGGUGCCAGGACAAAAACCUAUCCUUCAAUGUGAGCAAGACAAAGGAGAUUAUCAUGGACUACAGGAAAAGGGGGGCCGAACACGCCCCCAUUCACAUCGACGGGGCUGUAGUGGUGCGGGUCGAGAGUUUCAAGUUCCUUGGUGUCCACAUCACCAAAAACUAUCAUGGUCCAAACACACCAAGAAAAUCAUGAAGCGGGCACGACAACGCCUUUUUCCCCUCAGGAGACUGAAAAGAUUUGGCAUGAGUCCCCAGAUCCUCAAAGUUCUACAGCUGCACCAUCGAGAGCAUCCUGACCAGUAGCAUCACCGCCUGGUAUGGCAACUGCUCGGCGUCUGACCGUAAGGCGCUACAGAGGGUAGUUCGUAUGGCCCAGUACAUCACUGGGGCCAAGCUUCCUGCCAUCCAGCACCUAUAUACUAGGCGGUGUCAGAGGAAGGCCCAAAAUAUUGUCACUCUCGUCACCCAAGUCAUAGAUUGUUCUCUCUAUUACCGCACGGCAAGCGAUAUUGGAACACCAAGUCUAGGUCCAAAACGCUCCUUAACGGCUUAAAAGGUUCCUUAACAGCUUCUACCCCCAAGCCAUAAGACUGCUGAACAAUUAAUCAAAUGGCCACCCGGAUUUUACACUGUUGCUACUCACUGUUUAUUAUCUAUGCAUAGUCAUUUUACCACUACAUUUACAUUUUAGUCAUUUAGUAGACGCUCUUAUCCAGAGCGACUUACAGGAGCAAUUAGGGUUAAGUGCCUUGCUCAAGGACACGUCGACAGAUUUUUCACCUAUUCGGCUCGAGGAUUAGAACCAGCGACCUUUCGGUUACUAGCACUACGCUCUUAACCACUAAGCUAACUAUCGCACUACCUACAUGUACAAAUUACAUUGACUAACCUCUACCCCCGCACAUUGACUUGGUACCGGUACCCCCUGUAUAUAGCCUCAUUAUUGUUAUGUUAUUGUUACUUUUUUUUAUUUUGUACUUUUAUUUUAUUUAGUAAAUAUUUUCUUAACUGCAUUGUUGGUUAAGGGCUUGUAAGUAAGCAUUUCACGGUAUUUGGCGCAUGUGACAAAUACAGUUUGAUUUGACUUACACUACCGGUCAAAAGUUUUAGAACACCUACUCCUUCAAGGGUUUCUCUUUAUUUUGACUAUUUUCUACAUUGUAGAAUAAUAGUGAAGAUAUCAAAACUAUGAAAUAACACAUAUAGAAUUAUGUAGUAAGUGUUAAACAGAUCAAAAUAUGUUUUAUAUUUGAGAUUCUUCAAAUAGCCACCCUUUGCAUUGAUGACAGCUUUGCACACUCUUGGCAUUCUCUCAACCAGCUUCAUGAGGAAUGCUUUUCCAACAGUCUUGAAGGAGUUCCCACAUAUGCUGAGCACUUGUUGGCUGCUUUUCCUUCACUCUGUGGUCCGACUCAUCCCAAACCAUCUCAAUUUGGUUGAGGUCGGGGGAUUGUGGAGGCCAGGUCAUCUGAUGCAGCACUCCAUCACUCUCCUUCUUGGUCAAAUAGCCCUUACACAGCCUGGAGGUGUGUUGGGUCAUUGUCCUGUUGAAAAACAAAUGAUAGUCCCACUAAGCCCAAACCAGAUGGGAUGGCGUAUCGCUGUGGUAGCCAUGCUGGUUAAGUGUGCCUUGAAUUCUAAAUAAAUCAGUGUCACCAGCAAAGCACCCCCACACCAUAACACCACCACCUCCAUGCUUUACGGUGGGAAAUACACAUGCGGAGAUCAUCCGUUCACCCACACCGCGUCUCACAAAGACACGGUGGUUGGAACCAAAAAUCUCAAAUUUGGACUCCAGACCAAAGGACAAAUUUCCACCGGUCUAAUGUCCAUUGCUUGUGUUUCUUGGCCCAAGUAAGUCUCUUUUUCUUAUUGGUGUCCGUUAGUGGUGGUUUCUUUGCAGCAAUUCGUCCAUGAAGGCCUGAUUUCACACAGUCUCCUCUGAACAGUUGAUGUUGAUGUGUCUGUUUGGGCUGCAAUUUCUGAGACUGGUAACUCUAAUGAACUUAUCCUCUGCAGCAGAGGUAACUCUGGGUCUUCCAUUCCUGUGGCGGUCCUCAUGAGAGCCAGUUUCAUCAUAGCGCUUGAUGGUUUUUGCGACUGCACUUGAAGAAACUUUCAAAGUUCUUGAAAUGUUCCGUAUUGACUGACCUCCACGUCUUAAAGUAAUGAUGAACUGUCGUUUGUCUUUGCUUAUUGGAGCUGUUCUUGCCACAAUAUGGACUUGGUCUUUUCCCAAAUAGGGCUAUCUUCUUUUGCAUUUCAAAGAUGAUGGAACAAAACAAAAAAGAAAACGCAUGUUUUUUUGUUAUUUUUUACCAGAUCUAAUGUGUUAUAUUCUCCAACAUUAAUUUCACAUUUCCACAAACUUCAAAAUGUUUCCUUUCAAGUGGUAUCAAGAAUAUGCACAUCCUUGCUUCAGGUCUUGAGCUACAGGCAGUUAGAUUUUGGUAUGUCAUUUUAGGUAAAAAUUGAAAAAAGGGGUCCGAUCCUUAAGAGGUUAAGAAGGAAAGAAAUUCCACAAAUGAACUUAACAAGGCACACCUGUUAAUUUAAAUGCAUUCCAGGUGACUACCUCAUGAAGCUGGUUGAGAGAAUGCCAAGUGUGCAAAAUUGUCAAGGCAAAGGGUGGCUACUUUGAAGAAUCUCAAAUAUAAAAUAUAUUUUGAUUUGUUUAACACUUUUUUGGGUUACUACAUGAUUCCAUGUGUUAUUUCAUAGUUUUGAUGUCUUCACAGGUUGAAGCCUGCAUUAGAUGUUGUCGUCCUCAUAAUAGCCGCACAUGGUUUUACACUUCAAUUGAAGCAGCGCGAAACAAGCGGAAGUGGCCACAACUCUCUCAAACUGAUCAAAAAUGAAAUCACUGAUAAUUGUAAGGGAGCAGGAGAACUUAUAAAUUGGCUACAAUAGGAAUUUUAAAGCACCAAAUUGAGGAAAUGUCUGAUUUUCAAUGUAGGUCUAUUCCAGUACUUCUGAGCUCCAAAUUCAAGUAGGCUACUUCAAGCCCUUUGUAUUGUUUAAAAUUGCAGGUUUAACAUGGAAACAAAUGAAUUUGUCAUGUUAUUUCAUUACCAGAUCAUAUUGUGAAGAAGCCCACUAGGCUAUGUAAUUUGGUGUCAUUAUAUCCAUAAUAAUUAAAAAGUAUAGCGUUGGGUGUUGCGCCAUAGUCUAUCCUAUAGAAUUGCACACAGUAGACUGUGUCCAAUCCGAGAAACAAAAACAUAUUAAAACAUGAACUCAUUACAUUGAUGCUUUCUUUCUCUGUUAAAUUUCACGAGACCCUGCUGUAAACCAAGCAGACAACAGAUGAUCAACAUCAAUUCACUAGGGAUAUUAGAUCCAACGUGGAUCCAGGCACAACUGUCUUCACCGGUGUAACGAAUGAGAUACUCCAAUACUCUGGACAUUACUUGCGAACACCUUUUUCUCAGCUGUUGCAUCGCAUGUGCCAUCACAACAUCUGUUCGUCAAUUGACUGUCAUUCAUCUGAUCCAGGAAGGAAUUUUCUGAUGUCUGAAAAUAUCAUGGCAUAAUUAAACAGCUCGACACCAAAUGUUCAUCCAACAAGUAUUAUGCAUAAUUAUUGAAGAACCACAUUAAGGACAGUAUCGAUUUAGGUUUUAAGUAUCAAGGUGACUCUUUCGGUUAGAAGCAUUCGAUUUUGCAAUCGCAUACAUUUUGGGGGAUUUGUGUGCCCUUAACUGUUUUCACCCCGUAACAUAAGGAGACACGAAAUGUUACGUAGUUACACUGCAUUUCUGAAAUCUAUACAAAAAACUGUCAGAUGGCUAGAUCCAGGAUUCUUACAUGGUUCAAUUUCUAAUUUAACUGAUUAAUGCUUAAUAUACAAUAUAAUGACAACUUACACUGCCAUGAAUGCAAUGAUAGAAAAGUAAUGUUUUAUGUCAUACGAUUUUGGACAAAUCCGUCAAGAACCCAACCAUGAAAGAGUUAAACAGGUUUUAAAUAAACUUGUGAAUUUUAUUGAAUAUACAGUGAGGGAAAAAAGUAUUUGAUCCCCUGCUGAUUUUGUACAUUUGCCCACUGACAAAGAAAUGAUCAGUCUAUAAUUUUAAUUGUAGGUUUAUUUGAACAGUGAGAGACAGAAUUACAAAAAAGAAAUCCAGAAAAAUGCAUGUAAAAAAUGUUAUGAAUUGAUUUGCAUUUUAAUGAGUGAAAUAAGUAUUUGACCCCCUCUCAAUCAGAAAGAUGUCUGGCUCCCAGGUGUCUUUUAUACAGUUAACGAGCUGAGAUUAGGAGCACACUCUUAAAGGGAGUGCUCGUAAUCUCAGCUUGUUAUCUGUAUAAAAGACACCUGUCCACAGAAGCAAUCAAUCAAUCAGAUUCCAAACUCUCCACCAUGGCCAAGACCAAAGAGCUCUCCAAGGAUGUCAGGGACAAGAUUGUAGACCUACACAAGGCUGGAAUGGGCUACAAGACCAUCGCCAAGCAGCUUGGUGAGAAGGUGACAACAGUUGGUGCGAUUAUUCGCAAAUGGAAGAAACACAAAUUAACUGUCAAUCUCCCUCGGCCUGGGGCUCCAUGCAAGAUCUCACCUCGCAGAGUUGCAAUGAUCAUGAGAACGGUGAGGAAUCAGCCCAGAACUACACGGGAAGAUCUUGCCAAUGAUCUCAAGGCAGCUGGGACCAUAGUCACCAAGAAAACAAUUGGUAACACACUACGCCGUGAAGGACUGAAAUCCUGCAGCGCCCGCAAGGUCCCCCUGCUCAAGAAAGCACAUAUACAGGGCCGUCUGAAGUUUGGCAUCAACUCAACUCGCCGUGUUUGGAGGAGGAGGAAUGCUGCCUAUGACCCCAAGAACACCAUCCCCACCGUCAAACAUGGAGGUGGAAACAUUAUGCUUUGGGGGUGUUUUUCUGCUAAGGGGACAGGACAACUUCACCACAUCAAAGGGACGAUGGACGGGGCCAUGUACCAUCAAAUCUUGGGUGAGAACCUCAUUCCCUCAGCCAGGGCAUUGAAAAUGGGUCAUGGAUGGGUAUUCCAGCAUGACAAUGACCCAAAACACACGGCCAAGGCAACAAAGGAGUGGCUCAAGAAGAAGCACAUUAAGGUCCUGGAGUGGCCUAGACAGUCUCCAGACCUUAAUCCCAUAGAACAUCUGUGGAGGGAGCUGAAUGUUCGAGUUGCCAAACGUCAGCCUCGAAACCUUAAUGACUUGGAGAAGAUCUGCAAAGAGGAGUGGGACAAAAUCCCUCCUGAGAUGUAUGCAAACCUGGUGGCCAACUACAAGAAACGUCUGACCUCUGAUUGCCAACCAUGGUUUUGCCACCAAGUACUAAGUAAUGUUUUGCAGAGGGGUCAAAUACUUCCCUCAUUAAAAUGCUAAUCAAUUUAUAACAUUUUUGACAUGCGUUUUUCUGGAUUUUUUUGUUGUUAUUCUGUCUUUCACUGUUCAAAUAAACCUACCAUUAAAAUUAUAGACUGAUCAUGUCUUUGUCAGUGGGCAAACGUACAAAAUCAGCAGGGGAUCCAAUACUUUUUUCGCUCACUGGAGCUAUGUUCCCCUUAUAUCUUAAUUUAAUGACAUGACACAAAUUGGCAGAUUAUUAUCAAUGAUUUAUCAACAGCUGUAAUAAACAGCAUAGGAAAUCCUCACUGGAACUCUAGUUUAUAGGAAGACCUAAGUACUCCUCACUGUCUCUGUCAACUAAACCUGCCUUUAGGUCAUGGAAAUCAUGAAGUCUUAUCUGUAUGUGACUGACUGCCUAUAUCUGGGCAUAUCGUUCAAUAUUCCGAUUUUUACAGUUUAUAAAAGAUGCGAUUUAGUGCUUCAUAAUUGUAUACUGCAAUUAGAGAAAAAUUGCGAAAGUUUUUUUAAUUCUUUGUCUUGUCUCACCGCCUUGUGCCCCUCAGCCUCAGGUGUACGGCUAUGAUGACCUACAGAUGCUCCAGACAAGAAUACCACUGGUGAGUAAGUUAUCUGGAUCUAACCCAUCCAUGUGUGGACUGGCCAAAUAUGACUUCUGGUAUUUACUAUUAACUCUAGCAACAGUUGCAAACUGUUUUUUAAAGAAGGGAACAACUGGCUGUCUUGCCAAACUGUUCUUGGAACCCUCAUUUCUUUCCAGGAACUUUGCUAUGUAGCGAUUGAAUGAAACGGGAUAUAGUCUGAUAGUCCUUUCGUACUAGUUAAAACUAAGCCUCUUCUGUCUUCUCAGGAUUACUACAGCAUCCCGUUUGCCACCCCCAACACAGCACUGACUGGCAGAGAUGGCAGCUUGAGCAACAACCCUUACUCUGGUAAGCGCCAUUCUAACCCCCAUCUAUGGUGUACAACUAACUCUACUUUCCUAAUCUAUGGACUGUGUACUGAGUGCUAACACAGUGAAGGGAGGGGUUUGGUGUUAGGAACGAACACAACAGUUGAUCCUGUCCUGCGUCUCCAUGGCGAAACAGGGGGACAGUGGUGUGCUAGAACAAUGUGCAGCUACCACCAGAUAGUCAGACCUUCAUCGCUGUGACUGACUGGAACUGAUACGCUGCUACAACGUUAUUGUACUGGUGUACUAACUGAUCUGAGAAUCACCCGCCUGUUGCUUGAACACAACGGAAGUUAUUCUGUAACUUUUUCCUCUCUCGUCUCUCUCCCACUCAUCCCCCUUUCACACAUUUCCCUUUGCCUUUAAUCUCUCUCCCCCGUUCCCCGCAGGUGACUUAUCAAAGUUUGGUCGAGGUGACGCGUCAUCCCCGGCGCCGGCCACCACAUUGGCCCAGCAGUCGCAGCAGAACCAGAGCCAGACGCACCACACCACGCAGCAGCCCUUCCUGAACCCCGCACUGCCCCCUGGCUACAGCUACACCAGCCUGCCCUACUACACCGGCGUGCCGGGCCUGCCCAACACCUUCCAGUACGGCCCCGCCAUGUUCCCGGUGAGGUUUCUCAUGAUUUGUCUGGGUAUUGUCAAUUUUGGAUGUUUUUAUGAAGUUAACAAGGGUAUGUUCUCGUGAUGCAUGUACAAAUGCAUUUUGUAAUAUGACAUGCAAACUGUAAUUUAUAACUGGACACAUGUAUUACAAACAGUUUUUUGGCAAAAUGUCCUCUAAUGCAGCUUCAAUUGAGAGAAUCCAGUAUGCUGUAAAAGGAAUUGAAAUGACGUGUUAGCAGCUGAUAUUUUAUAUACUUUAGACAACUAAGUAUGUUAGUUUGACCUCUAACCUGUCUGUGUUUCCAGGUGGCUCCUACCUCGUCGAAGCAGCACGGUGUGAAUGUUGGAGUCAACGCCUCGGCAACAGCCUUCCAGCAGGCCAGCGGCUACGGUUCCCAUGGUUACAACACUGGUAAGACUAAACACACACCCUGAGGACACAACCUGUGAACCAGCAUCUGUUCAGGGGUCAUUCAGUUCAACUCUGUACAUACUGGUAGAAUGGCUAUAAACACUGCAUGCAACUGAAAGUCAGUUUAGUCGACACUGCCUGCAUUCACUUUUAUAUUUAAUAAGCCUCUCACGUUCAAAGGUUUGUUGGGUUUGAAUGCAACUCAUUUCAGUUACACCAAGUUGGAGACAUUAACAUUUGCCUGUGCCUAAGCCAGCUAAGGCUGACAUUGCCCACAUUACCGGUCUACAUCAACCGCUCUUCAACAUGGUUAGUGAAUGAAACGGCACAAACUCCAACCAUUCUAAUCAGGCAUGCAUAGCCACAGCCACUGAUGUUGUUGACCAGCUGUUAUGGAGCGGUUUCUGUUGCUUGGAGACAAACUGCCUGCUGCCGUUGUUACCAACAAACCAUUCUAACCAACCAACCCUGUGCGCUGUCUGAUUAUGGGCCAGCUAUUCAUGGGUUGCACCUCCGCCACUCGGUCGCGUUGUUGCCAACGUUCCACAGAUGCUGCAGCCAUAUUGAUGGUCAAAUGUAGAACUGGGGCUAAUGACUUGGAACCGGGGCUAAUGACUGUCAUCUAAAUUACACUAUAGGGGCUUGGAAAUAAAAUGACAUUGCUAAAGUUGGCACAUAUUUAGUAGGAAACAACUUUGCCAUGUCAAAUUUACUUUAGACAGAUGGCAAUGUUAUUAGCUAGCAAUGCUAAUGUUAGCUAGCUGAAAUCUGGAGGUCUCCCCUCAAUCUUAAAUAGCUAGCUUUUUUUAUAUUUUUAUUUAACCUUUAUUUAACCAGGUAAGCCAGUUGAGAACAAGUUCUCAUUUACAACUGCGACCUGGCCAAGAUAAAGCAUAGCAGUGCGAUUAAAAACAACAACACAGAGUUACAUAUGGGGUAAAAAAACAUAAAGUAAAAAAAUACAACAGAAAAUAUAUAUACAGUGUGUGCAAAUGUAGCAAGUUAUGGAGGUAAGGCAAUAAAUAGGCUAUAGUGCAAAAUAAUUACAAUUAGUAUUAACACUGGAAUGCUAGAUGUGCAAGAGAUUAUGUGCAAAUAGAGAUACUGGGGUGCAAAAGAGCAAAAUAAAUAACAAUAUAGGGAUGACGUAGUUGGGUGGGCUAAUUUCAGAUGGGCUGUGUACAGGUGCAGUGAUCGGUAAGGUGCUCUGACAACUGAUGCUUAAAGUUAGUGAGGGAGAUAAGUGUCUCCAGCUUCAGAGAUUUUUGCAAUUCGUUCCAGUCAUUGGCAGCAGAGAACUGGAAGGAAUGGCGGCCAAAGGAGGUGUUGGCUUUGGGAAUGACCAGUGAGAUAUACCUGCUGGAGCGCAGACUACGGGUGGGUGCUGCUAUGGUGACCAAUGAGCUAAGAUAACGUUAUACUGCAUCUAAUGUCAAUCUGGCGACUUCAAAAUGAUACGAUUUGUGCACUAUUUAUUUGCCUUUAGAAAUGUCAUCGUGUUUUCAAGCCACAGUAAUGCACUUUAGACAAUCUUCAUCAGCGCCCAAUGAGGAUGCAUUGAGUAGAAUGCUCCGAUCAAAUCAAAUGUAUUGGUCACUUACACAUGGUUAGCAGAUGUUAUUGCGAGUGUAGCAAAAUGCUUGUGCUUCUAGUUCCGACAGUGCAGUAAUAUCUAGCAAGUAAUAUCUAACAGUUCCACAACAAAUAUCUAAUACACUUAAAUCUAAGUAAAGGAAUGGAAUAAGAAUAUAUAAAUAUAAGGAUGAGCAAUGUCAUUGUCAGAGCAGCAUAGGCUAAGACGCAAUAGAUAGUAUAGAAUACAGUAUAUACAGUCGUGGUCAAAUGUUUUGAGAAUGACACAAGUAUUGGUCUUCACAAAGUUCGCUGCUUCAGUGUUUUUAGAUACUUUUGUCAGAUGUUACUAUGGUAUACUGAAGUAUAAUUACAAGCAUUCCAUACAGUGAGGGGGAAAAAGUAUUUGAUCCUCUGCUGAUUUUGUACGUUUGCCCACUGACAAAGAAAUGAUCAGUCUAUAAUUGUAAUGGUAGGUUUAUUUGAACAGUGAGAGACAGAAUAACAACAAAAAAAUCCAGAAAAACGCAUGUCAAAAAUGUUAUAAAUUGAUUUGCAUUUUAAUGACGGAAAUAAGUAUUUGACCCCCUCUCAAUCAGAAAGAUUUCUGUCUCCCAGGUGUCUUUUAUACAGGUAAUGAGCUGAGAUUAGGAGCACACUCUUAAAGGGAGUGCUCCUAAUCUCAGCUUGUUACCUAUAUAAAAGACACCUGUCCACAGAAGCAAUCAGAUUCCAAACUCUCCACCAUGGCCAAGACCAAAGAGCUCUCCAAGGAUGUCGGGACAAGAUUGUAGACCUACACAAGGCUUGAAUGGGCUACAAGACCAUCGCCAAGCAGCUUGGUGAGAAGGUGACAACAGUUGGUGCGAUUAUUCGCAAAUGGAAGAAACACAAAAUAACUGUCAAUCUCCCUCGGCCUGGGGCUCCAUGCAAGAUCUCACCUCGUGGAGUUGCAAUAAUCAUGAGAACGGUGAGGAAUCAGCCCAGAACUACACGGGAGGAUCUUGUCAAUGAUCUCAAGGCAGCUGGGACCAUAGUCACCAAGAAAACAAUUGGUAACACACUACGCUGUGAAGGAUUGAAAUCCUGCAGCGCCCGCAAGGUCCCCCUGCUCAAGAAAGCACAUAUACAGGCCCGUCUGAAGUUUUCCAAUGAACAUCUGAAUGAUUCAGAGGAGAACUGGGUGAAAGUGUUGUGGUCAGAUGAGACCAAAAUCGAGCUCUUUGGCAUCAACUCAACUCGCCGUGUUUGGAGGCGGAGGAAUGCUGCCUAUGACCCCAAGAACACCAUCCCCACCGUCAAACAUGGAGGUGGAAACAUGCUUUGGGGGUGUUUUUCUGCUAAGGGGACAGAACAACUUCACCGCAUCAAAGGGACGAUGGACAGGGCCAUGUACCGUCAAAUCUUGGGUGAGAACCUCCUUCCCUCAGCCAGGGCAUUGAAAAUGGGUCAUGGAUGGGUAUUCCAGCAUGACAAUGACCCAAAACACACGGCCAAGGCAACAAAGGAGUGGCUCAAGAAGAAGCACAUUAAGGUCCUGGAGUGGCCUAGCCAGUCCAGACCUUAAUCCCAUAGAACAUCUGUGGAGGGAGCUGAAGGUUCGAGUUGCCAAACGUCAGCCUCGAAACCUUAAUGACUUGGAGAGGAUCUGCAAAGAGGAGUGGGACAAAAUCCCUGCUGAGAUGUUGGCCACCAGGUUUGCACACUGCAAGAAACGUCUGACAUCUGUGAUUGCCAACAAGGGUUUUGCCACCAAGUACUAACAUGUCAUGUUUUGCAGAGGAGUCAAAUACUAAUUUCCCUCAUUAAAAUGCAAAUCAAUUUAUAACAUUUUUGACAUGCGUUUUUCUGGAUUGUGUUGUUAUUCUGUCUCUCACUGUUCAAAUAAACCUACCAUUAAAAUUAUAGACUGAUCAUGACUUUGUCAGUGGGCGAACAUCAAACAUCAAAUACUUUUUUCCCUCACUGUAAGUGUCAAAGGCUUUUAUUGACAAUUACAUGAAGUUUAUGCAAAGAGUCAAUAUUUGCAUUGUUGACCCUUCUUUUUCAAGACCUCUGCAAUCCACCCUGGCAUGCUGUCAAUUAACUUAUUGGCCACAUCCUGACUGAUGGCAGCCCAUUCUUGCAUAAUCAAUGCUUUGAGUUUUGUCCGAAUUUGUGGGUUUUUGUUUGUCCACCCGCCUCUUGAGGAUCGGCCACAAGUUCUCAAUGGGAUUAAGGUCUGGGGAGUUUCCUGGCCAUGGACCCAAAAUGGUGUCUUGUUCCCCGAGCCACUUAGUUAUCACUUUUGCCUUAUGGCAAGGUGCUCCAUCAUGCUGGAAAAGGCAUUUGUCGUCACCAAACUGUUCUUGGAUGGUUGGGAGAAGUUGCUCUCAGAGGAUGUGUUGGUACCAUUCUUCGUUCAUGGCUGUGUUCUUAGGCAAAAUUGUGAGUGAGCCCACUCCCUUGGCUGAGAAGCAACCCCACACAUGAAUGGUCUCAGGAUGCUUUACUCUUGGCAGCGCUCACCUUGUCUUCUCCGGACAAGGUGUUUUCCGGAUGCCCCAAACAAUCGGAAAGGGGAUUCAUCAGAGAAAAUGACUUUACCCCAGUCCUCAGCAGUCCAAUCCCUGUACCUUUUGGAGAAUAUCAGUCUGUCCCUGAUGUCAAAGUGGCUUCUUUGCUGCCCUUCUUGACACCAGGUCAUCCUCCAAAAGUCUUCGCCUCACUGUGCGUGCAGAUGCACUCACACCUGCCUGCUGCCAUUCCUGAGCAAGCUCUGCGCUGGUGGUGCCCCGAUCCCGCAGCUGAAUUAACUUUAGGAGAUGGUCCUGGUGCUUGCUGGACUUUCUUGGGCGCCCUGACGCCUUCUUCACAACAAUUGAACUUCUCUCCUUGAAGUUCUUGAUGAUCCGAUAAAUGGUUGAUUUAGGUGCAAUCUUACUAGCAGCAAUAUCCUUGCCUGUGAAGCCCUUUUUUGUGCAAAGCAAUGAUGACUGCACGUAUUUCCUUGCAGGUAACCAUGGUUAACAGAGGAAGAACAAUGAUUUAUAAAUAAUUAAAUAAUUAGUCAUUUAGCAGACGCUCUUAUCCAGAGCGACUUACAGGAGCAAUUAGGGUUAAGUGCCCUGCUCAAGGGCACAUCGACAGAUUUUUCACCUAGUUGGCUCGGGGAUUAGAACCAGCGACCUUUCGGUUACUGGCACAACGCUCUUAACCACUAAGCUACCCACCGCUAAGCUACAAGCACCACCCUCCUUUUAAAACUUCCAGUCUGUUAUUCUAACUCAAUCAGCAUGACAGUGCUCUCUAGCCCUGUCCUCAUCAACACUCUCACCUGUGUUAACGAGAGAAUCACUGACAUGAUGGCAGCUGGUCCUUUUGUGGCAGGGCUGAAAUGCAUUGGAAAUGUUUUUUUGGGAUGAAGUUCAUGUUCAUGGCAAAGAGGGACUUUGCAAUUAAUUGCAAUUCAACUGAUCACUCUUCAUGACAUUCUGGAGUAUAUGCAAAUUGCAAUCAUCAUAACUGAGGCAUCAGAGUUUGUGAAAAUUAGUAUUUGUGUCAUUCUCAAAACUUGACCACGAUAUGAGAUGGGUAAUGCAAGAUAUGUAAACAUUAUUAAAGUGACUAGUGUUCCAUUUAUUAAAGUGGCCAGUGAUGUUCAAGUCUGUAUGUAAGCAGCAGCGCCUCUGUGCUUGUGAUGGCUGUUUAACAGUCUGAUGGCCUUGAGAUAGAAGCUGUUUUUCAGUCUCUCGGUCCCAGCUUUGAUGCACCUGUACUGACCUCGCCUUCUGGAUGAUAGCGGGGUGAACAGGCAGUGGCUUGGUUGGUAGUUGUCCUUGAUUAUCUUUUUGGCCUUCCUGUGACGUCGGGUGCUGUAGGUGUCCUGGAGGGCAGGUAGUUUGCCCUCGGUGAUGCGUUGUGCAGACCGCACCACCCUCUGGAGAGCCCUGCGGUUCUGGGCGGUGCAGUUGCUGUACCAGGCGGUGAUACAGCCCAACAGGAUGCGCUCAAUUGUGUAUCUGUAAAAGUUUGAGGGUUUUAGAUGACAGGCCAAAUUUCUUCAGCCUCCUGAGGUUGAGGAGACGCUGUUGCGCCUUCUUCACCACACUGUCUGUGUGGGUGGACCAUUUCAGUUUGUCAGUGAUAUGUACCCCAAGGAACUUAACUUUCCACCUUCUCCACUGCUGUCCCAUCGAUGUGGAUAGGAGGGUACUCCCUCUGCUGUUUCCAGAAGUCCACGAUCAUCUCCUAUGUUUUGUUGACGUUGAGUGAGAUGUUAUUUUCCUGACGCCACACUCCGACAGCCCUCACCUCCUCCCUGUAGACUGUCUCAUCGUUGUUGGUAAUCAAGCCCAUUACUGUUGUCGUCUGCAAACUUGAUGAUUUGAGUUGGAGGCGUGCAUGGCUAUGCAGUCAUGGGUGAACAGGGAGUACAGGAGGGGGCUGAGCACACAUCCUUGUGGGGCCCCAGUGUAGAGGAUCAGUGAAGUGGAGAUGUUGUUUCCUACCUUCACCACCUGGGGGCGGCCCGUCAGGAAGUCCAGGACCCAAUUGCACAGGGCGGGGUUGAAACCCAGGGCCUCAAGCUUAAUGAUGAGCAUGGAGGGUACUAUGGUGUUGAAUGCUGAGCUAUAGUCAAUGAACAGCAUUCUUACAUAGGUAUUCCUCUUGUCCAGAUGGGAUAGAGCAGUGUGCAGUGUGAUGGCGAUUGCAUCGUCUGUGGACCUAUUGGGGCGGUAAGCAAAUUGAAGUGGGUCUAGGAUGACAGGUAAGGUGGAGGUGAUAUGAUCCUUGACUAGUCUCUCAAAGCACUUCAUGAUGACAGAAGUGAGUGCUAUGGGGCGAUAGUCAUUUAGUUCAGUUACUUUUGCAUUCUAGGGUACAGGAACAAUGGUGGCCAUCUUGAAGCAUGUGGGGACAGCAGACUGGGAUAGGUAGAGAUUGAAUAUGUCCUUAAACACACCAGCCAGCUGGUCUGCGCGUGCUCUGAGGACGCUGCUAUGAAUGCAGUCUGGGUCAGUAGCCUUGCGAGGGUUAACACGUUUAAAUGUCUUACGUCGGCCACAGAGAAGGAGAGCCCACUGUUCAUGGUAGCUUGCCGCGUCGGUGGCACUGUGUUAUCCUCAAAGCGGGCAAAGAACUUGUUUAGCUUGUCUGGCAGCAAGACGUCGGUGUCCGCGACGUGGCUGGUUUUCCUAUUGUAGUCCGUGAUUGUCUGUAAACCCUGCCACAUACGUCUCGUGUCUUAGCCGUUGAAUUGCGACUCCACUUUGGUCUCGAUAUUGACGUUUUGCCUGUUUGAUUGCCUUGCGGAGGGAACGACCACUUUGUUUGUAUUCUGCCAUAUUCCCCGUCACCUUGCCAUGGUUAAAUGCUGUGGUUCGUGAUUUCAGUUUUUCACGAAUGUUGCCAUCUAUCCACGGUUUCUGUUUAUGUUAGGUUUUAAUAGUCAGUGGGUACGACAUCUCCUCUACACUUCCUUAUAAACCCACUCACUGAAUCAGCGUAUACGUCUAUAUUAUUCUUAGAGGCUACCCGGAACAUAUCCCAGUCCGCGUGAUCAAAACAAUCUUGAAGCGUGGAUUCCGAUUGGUCAGACCAGCGUUGAAUAGUCCUUAGCAUGGGUGCUUCCUGUUUGAGUUUCUGCCUAAUAGGAAGGGAGGAGCAAAAUGGAGUCGUGGUCAGGUUUGCCGAAAGGAGGUCAGGGGAGGGCCUUGUAUGCAUAGCAGAAAUUAGUGUAGCAGUGAUCCAGUGUAUUUCCAGCGCGAGCGCUACAGUCAAAAUGCUAAUAGAAUUUAGGUAGCCUUUUUCUCAAAUUUGCUUCGUUAAAAUCCCCAGCUACAAUAAAUGCAGCCUCAAGAUACAGUGGGGAAAAAAGUAUUUAGUCAGCCACCAAUUGUGCAAGUUCUCCCACUUAAAAAGAUGAGAGAGGCCUGUAAUUUUCAUCAUAGGUACACGUCAACUAUGACAGACAAAAUUAGAAAAGAAAUUCCAGAAAAUCACAUUGUAGGAUUUUUAAUGAAUUUAUUUGCAAAUUAUGGUGGAAAAUAAGUAUUUGGUCAAUAACAAAAAAGUUUCUCAAUACUUUGUUAUAUACCCUUUGUUGGCAAUGACACAGGUCAAACGUUUUCUGUAAGUCUUCACAAGGUUUUCACACACUGUUGCUGGUAUUUUGGCCCAUUCCUCCAUGCAGAUCUCCUCUAGAGCAGUGAUGUUUUGGGGCUGUCGCUGGGCAACACGGAUUUUCAUCUCCCUCCAAAGAUUUUCUAUGGGGUUGAGAUCUGGAGACCGGCUAGGCCACUCCAGGACCUUGAAAUGCUUCUUACGAAGCCACUCCUUCGUUGCCCGGGCGGUGUGUUUGGGAUCAUUGUCAUGCUGAAAGACCCAGCCACGUUUCAUCUUCAAUGCCCUUGCUGAUGGAAGGAGGUUUUCACUCAAAAUCUCACGAUACAUGGCCCCAUUCAUUCUUUCCUUUACACGGAUCAGUCGUCCUGGUCCCUUUGCAGAAAAACAGCCCCAAAGCAUGAUGUUUCCACCCCCAUGCUUCACAGUAGGUAUGGUGUUCUUUGGAUGCAACUCAGCAUUCUUUGUACUCCAAACACGACGAGUUGAGUUUUUACCAAAAAGUUAUAUUUUGGUUUCAUCUGACCAUAUGACAUUCUCCCAAUCCUCUUCUGGAUCAUCCAAAUGCACUCUAGCAAACUUCAGACGGGCCUGGACAUGUACUGGCUUAAGCAGGGGGACACAGCAGGAUUUGAGUCCCUGGCGGCGUAGUGUGUUACUGAUGGUAGGCUUUGUUACUUUGGUCCCAGCUCUCUGCAGGUCAUUCACUAGGUCCCCCCGUGUGGUUCUGGGAUUUUUGCUCACCGUUCUUGUGAUCAUUUUGACCCCACGGGGUGAGAUCUUGCGUGGAGCCCCAGAUCGAGGGAGAUUAUCAGUGGUGUUGUAUGUCUUCCAUUUCCUAAUAAUUGCUCCCACAGUUGAUUUCUUCAAACCAAGCUGCUUACCUAUUGCAGAUUCAGUCUUCCCAGCCUGGUGCAGGUCUACAAUUUUGUUUCUGGUGUCCUUUGACAGCUCUUUGGUCUUGGCCAUAGUGGAGUUUGGAGUGUGACUGUUUGAGGUUGUGGACAGGUGUAUUUUAUACUGAUAACAAGUUCAAACAGGUGCCAUUAAUACAGGAAACGAGGGGAGGACAGAGGAGCCUCUUAAAGAAGAAGUUACAGGUCUGUGAGAGCCAGAAAUCUUGCUUGUUUGUAGGUGACCAAAUACUUAUUUUCCACCAUAAUUUGCAUAUAAAUUCAUUAAAAAUCAUACAAUGUGAUUUUCUGGAUUUUUUUUUCUCAAUUUGUCUGUCAUAGUUGACGUGUACCUAUGAUGAAAAUUACAGGCAUCUCUCAUCUUUUUAAGUGGGAGAACUUGCACAAUUGGUGGCUGACUAAAUACUUUUUUCCCCCACUGUAUAUGGUUUCCUGUUUGCAUAAAGUCCAGUGAAGUUCCUUGAGGGCCGUCGUGGUAUCAGCUUGAGGGGGGAUAUACAUGGCUGUAACGAUAACCAAAGAGAAUUCUCUUGCGAGAUAAUACAGUCGGCAUUUGAUUGUGAGGAAUUCUAGGUCAGGUGAACAAAAUGACUUGAGUUCCUGUAUGUUGUUACAAUUACACCAUGAGUCAUUAAUCAUGAAACAAACCCCUCCUUCUUCCCGGAGAGAUGUUUAUUCCUGUCGGCGCAAUGUACUGAGAACCCAGAUGGCUGUAUGGGACGGGGACAGUAUAUCCCGAGAGAGCCAUGUUUCCGUGAAACAGAGUAUGUUACAAUCCCUGAUGUCUCUCUGGAAAGCAACCCUUGCCCUGAUCUCGUCCAUUUUGUUAUCUAGGGACUGGACAUUAGCGAGUAAUAUACUUGGAAGUGAUGGGCGGUGUGCACGCCUCUUAAGUCUGAGUAGAAGACUUAGGAGGCAUCAGUCUUAAAACAAACGUUUAAAACAAUAUUGUAGCGCAACGUGCAACCCAUGAAUAGAGUGAUCUGGGCCCAAUAUAGAUUAUUCGUUUGAGGUUUGUGAUUUUACUUUUAUAAAAAAUGUUUACACGGUUUGUGUGUUUGUGAAGACUUGUCUGAAAUGGGAGUGGAAAUGGUAGUUGUAUUAUUCUGCAACUUUCACCAUUCUUUUGAAUGGGGAAGGAUAUCUAUUUCACCCUUUGUACCUUUUGUUAGUCCAGUAAUUUGUUCUAUUUUAGUUGUUUUGGACUGGAAAAGUGGUCUGUAUCGAUGUCCCAUGGCCCUCCUACUACAUGUAUUACAGGGGAGUAAGGUGGUGGGUGUUCUGUUGCUAUUGCCUAUCAUUGCUGGCUUCUGCUCAUUCAACAAGUGGAGUUGGGCUUCCGGUUACACCCUCCACCCCAUCCCACAUGAGGUCAUCUUAAAACCUGUUUCUCUCCCUCGCUCUGUGUCUCCACCUCUGUCCUUCAGUUUUCUUUCUUUCUUUCUCUCUCUCUCUAUCCACCUGGUCACACAGCACCUCUUAUCUACACCACCUACUGCUUCCUGCCUCCACCGCCCACCCCUCCCUCCCCCUGCCUGACACCCACACCCUAACCCUGCUUGGUGUGUCUAACGCUGUGGGCUGCGGCUGUGUGUCUGACUGUUGCAGGCUAUGA
Coregonus sp. 'balchen' is the source of this 72173-nucleotide messenger RNA. Lineage: Eukaryota; Metazoa; Chordata; Actinopteri; Salmoniformes; Salmonidae. The record is from the annotation of a GenBank genome assembly.